Molecule: messenger RNA, 52961 nt
Organism: Xyrichtys novacula (pearly razorfish)
Lineage: Eukaryota; Metazoa; Chordata; Actinopteri; Labriformes; Labridae
Source: the annotation of a GenBank genome assembly
GUUAGUGUGUUUGAGUGCCGUAAUACCGUAUCUAAGCUGAGGCGACAGUAAAUGAUCGGCAUCCCCCUGUCCCUCGUGCCCUCAGUGUAAACCCACCAUAUCACAAGACGCCUCACGCAGGAUUCAGAAUCCUGGAAAGGACGCUGCGACCCCACUGGGAGCCCAAACCUGCGUCAGAGACCGGGUGAGUGUUGAGGCAAGGCUUUCCAUUUUUAUCCUUCUGCCGUUCACAACCAGUCGACUGCAUCUUUAGCGUGGUGUAAGAGAUCCUUCUGGUAAUGUGAAGGAUCGUGUACCUGACUCCAUUUUAAAAAUACGCAAAUUUACGUCAUCCGGAUUUAACGAUAGAGGGUCCAAAUACUUUGUAAAUUAAUGAAGUGUAUGAGUCACUCAAGGGUCAGUGCUAGAUUCGGCAUCAGUAUAAGCAAGUAAACGUGUUGAAUUUAUGGUCAAAACGUUAAUAUUGUCCACACUGCUGCGCAGGGAUUCGGGUUCUUUUUGUGAAUGGAGCCAAUGGAUAUCAGGCGGGAUUGUUUGCAGUGUUCAAAGUUUUGUCUGACAACACAUCGUCUUGUACUCUUAUUUUUUAUGCCGAAUCAAAGAACUAACUUAAAUAAUGAAGAAAAUCACAUUGUACUGUAUUGUUGUGCUCCUUACAUUUGUCACUGGACGUAAAACCAUGAAUAGUUAAAUUCCCCUUUAAGGUUUGGUGGUCUUAAUACAGCCUCUCACUCUGGGUCAUCCUGCAUGUUAUAUUGAAGAUACCAGAUAGGAUUAUUUUUGCUUCAUUUUGUUUUCAUGUCCAUAUCGUGCAGGGUUGUGAUACUGUCGUUCUGAAUUCAGCAGUGUACAUUGAUAUGUGACAUUUCAGUCGAUACUAGGCUAGCUGGGAUUGUGUACGCCUCACUGACCCGGAUCCAAGGUCUUCUGUGUCGCCUUAGUUUUUAAUACCAAACAAGCAAAAGGGUUCACGUGUAUGUAUCCUGCAUCCUGCCUCAGAUUCACAGAGGUUUGGAGCUGCGGCACAUGCACUAAGACAGAAUCAGAUCAAUAAUCAAUAAAAGAACAUAAUCUUUAUGCACAUAAAUGUCAAAUUCACGUCUUUAUCUGGCUGCAACUCCGUAUAUUCUUGUUUUUCUCUGGAUGCAGAGAGUUUAGUUUCUAAAUUUGUUCUGUACUAAAUUUGCGGCUUUUAAAACAUUUAAGAGCUUACCCCAGUGCUUUUUGAAAUAUUAACAAUCAGCCAGAAGGUUGGAUUUUUUUAAUUUCUCGGUUAUUUAAAUUUUGACACAUUUAAAAAAUAAAUCCUGGAGUUACAAAUAAAUCUCAGCAUCUGUGAUGGUUUUGUUGUUAUCAACACAAGUAAAAAAGUUGUAAAUAUCGACUUUUGGUCAUGAUAUCACAAUAGGCUGGACGAUAAUCCUAUGAGGUAAUGUUGGGCCUGUUGCAUGUCUGUGUUUGUUACUGACAUGUUAGUUGGCUGAUGAAGAGCCCAUAAUAAACCUCCUCUCCACCAAAGUGGUUCAAGUUUGGAAAUCUGAUAUGGGGAGCCCGGUGUCAAGUUUUCUGAUGUUAUGAACAAUGACAUGGCAACUCGCGUAUGAUUGGCCUUCAAAAUAAAAAGAAUCGUCUCUCCCUUGAUUAGAGUAAUUUCCUCUGGAUUUGCAGAAUUUAUUACUUUAAAACAGUCAUACAACAAUAAUAAGUCCCCCUUUACCCUUAGGAUUAAAAUUCUUGUAAUUCUAUGUAACAAAAGAAAAAAAUAUGCAGACAGUAAAACGUAAAAAGUACAAAACAGUGAUCAAAUACAGCAUGGAUAGAUGUCAUUUAUUAAAGAGUGGUCAUAUGUACAACUCAGGUGUAAAUCAGCAAUUCAAAAACUACUGGCUUUGUAAAAUGAGCAGUUACCUACUUUGAAUGGGAAAGUCAAAGAUGACUGACAUUUUAAAAGACAUAAAAUUAAUCUUAAAGACUCCCCUCACCCCCCCCACACACAAAAAACAACCAAACAAACAAAAUAGAUACUACUACUACUACUAAUACUACUACUACUAAUAAUGAUAAUAAUAAUAAACAACCAACCAACCAAACAAAAAACAUUAAAUUUGUUCAUGGGAAGUUUUUCAAACAAAAUUCAUCUAAAAGUUGUACUGUAAGUCAAAUAAUGGAGAACUGGCCCACAAAACUACUCCAUAGUGAGUAGAUUUUACGAUAAGAUUACAAAUACAUGACAUUUUUAUGGUACUUCAAUCGCUUCAAUUUAUAUACGUGAUUUUGUCAAUAAAUAUUCGAUGAUUUGGUCCAAAACAUUGCAUAUUAUUUUCGUGUUUUCUCUUCCGUAGACUUGAUACGUCUUAUUUUGAAAGGAGUCACCGGAAGUGAUCAGUCCCACUCUGUGUGUUUUGAUGCCUCUGGCAGAGACGGGCAGCAGUAUGCGGAGCAGCUGAUGCUCUUGCGUGCUAAAAAUAAUCAACUUUUUUCGUUCCAACUCUCACGGUUUUUUUCCCUCUUUUUUCCUCUUACCUGUAUGUUUUCCUUUUAAAAAAUUCUUUCAACCCGGACUUCAGGAAUGACUUGGUGUCAGUGAGGCAGAUUACUUUUCUCUGAGGCAAGUACAAGACUUUUAAGUGUCAUUUUAUCUGCCUGUUUAACCUGAUGUCUUGAUUUAUCGUAAUCACCUUUUGCGUGUAAGAGCUCUAUGAUGUGCGUAUACAUUUAUUUUGUGUUAAGCUCUGUAGUAAAUCACAGGUGUUUGGUGGUAACAAACUGGAGACUUUAUCAGUUGCACCUUGAUAUUUCAGGACUGUUUGACUGGUAACUAUUUAGACUAGCUGGAUUAAGUGUCAUUUUCAUACCGGACAGAGUUUUUAUAUUGCAGAGACAGUUUCACUGCUCUCCCUGCUGCUAACAUGAGCCGCAGUCACUUAGACGUCCAGAUAGCAAGCCUGAAAAACAGCAGCAAUAGCGGUUCAUGUUGCUAAAUGGUCGACAUAUCAUCUGGAUUUUAAUAGAAACUCGUAAAAAAUGAAACACGAGAAUAGUACUUGGAAAAAAAGACGUCAACGUUAAAAGCAGUAAGAUUAGGCCUUAACAGUGAGGGUUUCUUCAGAAUGAGGCGCCAAAAUUCAUUUUUUUUCCCAUAACAAAGAUGGCCGCCAGAUUUACAGGUGGCGACUAUUAUUGUCAGUUUGUGAGUUAAAACUGUAAAUUUUAAACGCUUCCCUAAAUAGUGUGCUCAGGUAAGCGUUUGAAUGAGACAAGAAGUAGAAGUUACGAAAAAUGUUUUUAAAUAUUUUGUUAUGGUCAGUUAAACGUCUUCAAAUGAGUUUUAGUUGGGUUUUUGCACAUUACAUUAGCUACGGUGUCUUUGGUGCUUUCUGUUUAGCACUCAAGUUUACAAUAAUACGACAUUUUAAUCAAAGUUAAAUGCUAAUUGGUACGAAAAUAGUGUUUAAGCUGACUUUUUUUUGAAAGGCAAAGCAUGUACAUUGAAUGUUAAUCAUAAUGCGCUAAUUUUUAAAGUGAUUUUCAUGUGGUUUGCUUCAUUUUAUUGCCAAAACAUGUCUUAUUAAUUAAGGACAUUUCUUUAAAAAAAAAGUUAAAUAAAACGUUCUGAACAGAUAGCACAUGUUUUGGCGUUGAAAAUAAAAUUAACAGCACAAAAAUGCAAGAUGGAUGCCGUCGCUUAACGUGCUGCUACUGCGUGCUGCUAUUGCGUGCUGCUACCGUGUACUGCUACUGCGUGCUGGUGUAUCUAGUCUUCUGUCUGUGUGGAUGAGUUCCAAUUAAAUGAUCAUAUUUAUAUACCAUGCCAUAACUUGUUAACAUAAUUUACUUUUAUGUUACAGCAGUCCAAAAUUUUAAAUGCCAAAAUAUAUAGAUCUUAUCUUUUUUGAGUUUGGCAUUUUUGACUGUUCUUAUUUGCCACUUGUGCAUUAAGACACCCAGUGAGCUAUUAUGCACUGUGCUCCUCUGGGUUGUUUGACAUGAAGGACUGAUUUUACAUUAUUGCCACCUGCUGGUCUGGCAUGCUUAGACAUCCGUUCUCUGUCUCUAUUUUUCAUAAAGUUUACUUGUAGGCAUUUUGGCAAAAACAAGCGAGAAUGUAUUUUCCUCUGAUAUAUUUUUAAGAUCCUAUGGGGGAAUUUUGUGUUUUGUUGGUUUGACCAAAACAGCUGUCUUUAAUAGCCAAACUCUAGUUGGUUUUGUGUCUUGACUUGUUGCCUGACUGACUUAUUUGUCGAAAUGAUUAUUCAAAGAGGGUUUUGAGACAUAAGGACGGCUCUAAGUUAUUUUGUCAGAAGUGUGUUAUACUUAUCAUUAUCUGUCACUAUAAAAAAUUGAAAUCAGGACCUCCUGGCUCAGGGCUGUUCACAUAAUACUGACAUCCAGCUUUGAAUGGUGAAUAAAUAAACAAACAGUGUCUCUUGAAACAUAAGUCAUAGCCUCAUGACACCCAUACAGACAUACAGAAUUAGUUACCUUAGAUUCAUUUAAUAUUAAUGCACCAUUAGCCAAGGAGUAUGCAGCUGGACACUGGCCCUGAAAUAGCUCCCGGGCUUGACACUGGCCUGCAGCCCCUGUGAGAGCAAGUGUGACAUGCCACAGAAGUAACUGACCGGGUCUCUAGAGUUCAAGACAAGGUCCAGCAGGCAAUAGACUGGAAAAAGACAAGAUUUAGUAACACACAGUGGAAGGCCACUCAUUUUGGUGUUUCAUGAACUUGUUAUGAUCUUAGUUUUUUUUAAAUGUGUGUCCCUUGUUUUCACAGAUUGAGGUGUGUGUGGUGGUGGCAUGGCCUUGUCGUUUUGCGGCAGUGAUGAUGGUACCAGCGCCUACAACGUGUCAGCGGGCGUAUUCACCAAUGUCUGCUUCGUGGAUGCGCUCAACCUGGUUCCUCAUGUCUUCCUGCUCUUCAUCACCUUUCCUAUCCUCUUCAUUGGUAGGUAGUGCUGUAUUAAUGAAGCACUCCACUUUAGUUUUGAAUUAUUAAUUAGCCUGUGAUGAUAAACAGGUGAUGAAACUUUUCCUCAUAAGGUUUAGAGCUUAGAUGACUUUCAAAGUUGUGGUGAUGUUUAGGAUAAAAAAAUGGACAGUUUGCAAAUACAUGAAAGCUAUAUUUAGUAGAAAAAAUGACAAAGACAACAUACCCAAUGUUGAAACUGCAAAUGUUAUCAUUUGAAAAAAAAAUCUAUAGCUAUUUUGAAUUUGAUGACAGCAACAGGUUUCAGUUGGGACAGGGCCAUGUUUGUGUCACCUCUUCUUUAACAACAGUGUAAAGGUUUGGGAACCAUAGAGACUAGGGCCCGACCAAUAUGGAUUUUUUGGGGCCGAUGCCAAUAGCGAUUAAUAAGGGGGAAAAGAUCUGAUUACUGAUAAAUCGGCCAAUUUUUAAAAUUUUUUAUGAAGUUAUAAAAAAUGUAAUAUACUGUAGAUAUCUACAGUAUACUAUAAACUGUAGAUAUACUGUAGGUUACUGCUCCUCACACUGACAGGCAGGUGCCUCCGCGUCUUAACUCACGUUACUCAUUUCCGGUCCGGUCUGAUCUGGAGACAUGCAGCUGCCUCUGUAAGAGAAGUAGCUCGAUCACGUAAUGUGUACUGUUGUUUAUUCUACUAUUACUGGCACGGCUAACAGUGUAGCAAGGCUAAUAGCAGAUGGCUAACUCUAACUUGCAUAUUACAUGGUGCUUCACCGUUAACUCGGCGUGACCGAGGCCAGCACAGCUGGGAACAUCGUGAAGUGGGUUGAACUGAAACUUGUUGACUUAUUGUCUACCUCUCAAACUGGUUUAUUUAUCGUUGAGGCGGACCACUCUCCUCCGUGCGUCCCUGAGCUGCCUGCUUCAGAUCCGUCACUCUGCUGUGCUGUGAGGUAGUUAGUGGAGGAAGAUUGUCAUGAGGUUGCUGCGCCAUCUGCAGGAUAAGUUGGGGAACUUUUCAGAUGGCGGAACAUUUUCAAAGUGAAACCGAAUCUUAUUCUCCGCAUUUUAUUUCUGAAAAUAUCAGCGAAAAUCGGGGAGUUUUGGACGAUUACUGAUACGUCUCAAACGGGCUAAAACUGGCAGAUUUAAUCAUUUCACCGAUAAAUUGCUCGGGCCCUAAUAGAGACCCAUUUUUGGAGAUUUGAAAGUCAAAUGUAUGUAAAAAGUCACCUUCAUCAUUUUUGUGUCAUGAUACACCAGCUCAUUUCAAUUUUAUGACAAUUUAGGACUGUAGGCAGCUCUGUUUAGCACCUGGACUCUUCUACUACCGAGCCAUUCUGUUGUAAAACAUGCAACAUGUCAUGUGUCAGUAUCUAUUUUCCUCUUUGUAUAGCACAGUUUUAACCUGCAUUUGUGGAUGCAGUGCUUAACUGUGUUCACAGACAGUAGAUGUAAGAGAUGAUUUGGAGCCCAUACAGUGAUUUCCGCUACAGAGUCAUGGCUAUUUUCAACGCAGUGCUGAGGGCCUGAAGAUCACAGCCAUCCGAUUUCAGUUAUCAGCUUUGUCCCUUGUGUGCAGGGAUUUCCCAGACGCUCCAAAUCUUUUAAUGAUAUUAUGUACUGUACUGAUGAAUAAUGUUGAGGAAAAUUAUUGGGAAAUUGUUGAACUAUUUGCUCACACACAGGGUCACUGAGUAGUAGACCUUUUCCCAUCUUUUCUUCAGAGAGAUUCAGAGUCCAAGCUUUUUGAAAUUGGGAUGGUAUUUCCCUGUAUGAGAUGAUUGCUCCAUUUGCAAACGAAUGACCUAGUAACCCACUUUUAAUCCCUUGGUGGUCUAUCCUUACCUAAAAAUCAUGCUGCAAUUCCGAAUGAGUGCGGUAAUUUUUGUUAUGUCAAAACACAAAUAUGAACUUCAGCUGCAUUUGAGGUUGGCUUGGAAAUUUUGAACAGAAGUGUUUUAGUGAGAGACGCUUAAGAUUUCUGGUGUCUGUGCAGAGAAAAUCACAGGUUGUUCUGUUUUUUUGUGCUUUCCUCUGACACACUUUACCUGUUUCCUGCUUCAUCCUCUUAAAACUUCACUGUUUCUGCUGGAAAGUCUCAGAAAUCACUGCGGCUGUCAGGACAGAAAUAAUCCUAUCAGGAUUAUCGGAGCAGGGACAGACACUCUGCUUAAUCUUUGUUCACAUUCAGACGUACAACAACAUAGUGUUUUGUUUUCAACAUCUGAUCUACCUGGAGGCAUCCCGGCUGAAAAAUUCAGAGUGGAGGGUUGACAUUUGAAUGCAUUCUUAAAUGCAGCCUCUAGUUUUGCCCUCUGCGACUGUGGCUGUUCUGAGUGAUUUUACAUUAGAAAAAAUUUGAGUGACACAAAAAACUGCUUCCAAAUUUCAAUCCUGUAUUAUUUCAGUGAUUAAAGACAUGAUACCUUGAAAGCCCUGAUGGUUGUUUGGAUCAGCUGCUUAUUUAUCUACGUAAUCCUCUUCAUCCAUGUCAGGCAGAAGGCCACAGCUCCCUCCCUCUCUCCCUCCCUUAUUCAUAAACAUGCCGAAUGUUCGCCAAGAUACGGUCAUCUUGGGUCAGCUGUUUUUGUCAUGGCUUUUGAUUGAAUCUUUUUGACCAACUCCCACGUUUAUCUGUGCCUGGAAAAGCCCUGUAAAAAACAAGCAUAGUGCUCAGUGAACAAUAUACUGUAUAUACUCCAGGGUAGAAAAAUUGAUUUUCUUGGAAAAAAAAAAAAAACAUUGCAAAUUAAAGAAAUGUAAAUUUCACAGUAAAAUAAAAAGGGUUUUUGCACUUUAAAAUGUUACCACUGUGCAGGAAAAAGGACAAUGCUGAAAAAAUUAAACAGUGAGCUGUUGUUAAAUAUGUACAUUAUACAGUGAUAUUCAACAUUGCAGUCAAAAAAGUGUGCAUUACAAAAUAAACAAGUGUUUUGCUGCAAGAAAUGUACACAACACAGUAGACAAUUAAAAUUUCACUAUUUAAAAACUGUUUAUUGCACAGUAAUAUAUGUACUUUGCAUAGAUUAUAUUAAUGUUGCACUAAACAUAUUUCAUAUAAAAACAAAUGAUGUUGCACAGAAGAUUAUUGCGCAGUGAAAACUGUAUGUUUCAUAUUUAUCAAGGUGACUCCAUGGUGAAAAAUGUAACUUGUACUAUAAAAAUGUACAUUUCUCAGAUACACACAAAUGUAUACUCUAAAGAAAAACUUAUACUGCAGGUUCAGAAUUGUGCAUUGCAUUGAAAAACAAGCAUAGGGCUCAGUUUAUUAUUAGACUGAAAUACUUCUAUGCAUUUCAGAUGUCAGCUGCAUGGAAGUAGAAAAAUAGUAUGAUGUAGUACAAAUGUUAGCAUGGUGUUAUUCAGAAUAAAGUAUACAUGUUUGAUCACAUUCUAUCUAACUGAAACCUGCACUUAUAACCAGGAUACUCUCUUGUAGUUUUCUUGACCUCGUGCCCUCAGAGGACCUGCUUUCUUAGAGUCAUCUGUUACUCCAGGGUCACUACAUGUCAUCUGGGGGGAAGAGCAGAUGUGAUUGAGAUAUCAAACCCCCCACCACACACACACAAAUAAUCACACACCCGCUCUCAUAUGUUGAGACACUUUCUCGUUGGUAGUGUGAACAUUAAGCAGCUUUAAGUUAAGAUGGGAUUAGUUGGGCGAUCCAGUGGUGACUGGGCUGCCUCUGGAGGAAAUAAUGAAGAAGAAACACUUGAAACUAAACUAAAACAAUCCAGGAAAAUACUGAAAAUACGACUGAAUGAUAUUAAGUAAGAGUGUAAAUGUGGAUGGAGUCAAAUAGAAGGAUAGAUAUGAAUCUGGAGGGCAGUUUGUUUUAAUUAAUGUGGUAUUGUGGUGCUUCUGCUUUCAUUACUGUGUUACUCUGCAGAGAAUAACACAGCAUGAUUGGUUAUAUGUUUAGAGCAUGUGUGGGUUUGUGUGUGUGUGUGUGUGUGCACAGUAGUUUAUGGGAAUAGUUCUGACCAGAAGCCCUUGGUCUGCUCCCUCAGGACUCACUAAUUGAUACUUCCUGGUUUUACUUUUUCAUGCUGUCUUUCCCUGGAGCCUCCAACAUGCCUGAGGUCCAUUUAGUUAAGAGCAGAGACAAAGCUAAUAGACUCACUGUCUGCCUGAAUAAAACCGCUGUGGUACUGAGCACCAUUUUUACUGAUCAGCUGAACAAAGUUAGAGAGAGUUAAUAGUUAGUGACUUUCAUUAUGGAUUUUAUUUUACUGUUCAGGACUUCUGGACACAUAUUUUUGGAAAUAAAGGAUUUUCUAAUGCCGAAAUGAAUUUGAGAAAACAACUUAAUCUCAUCAGUGAUUAUUAAAAGUGAUUACAGGCUUGAAAUCAGGAAAAUCAGGAUGCCAGAAUCAUGUCUGUGAAUUUUUUUUUCCAUGUGUUUGUCAGGUUGGGGCAGCCAAAGCUCAAAGGUCCAGAUACAUCACAACACAUGGCUCCAUUUUCCUGGCCACAACUUGAGAUGGAUCCUCACCUUCUUGCUGCUGUUUGUCCACAUCUGCGAAUUCGCAGAGGGCAUCGUCUCCAACAAGUCAGACCCCCAGAAAUCACGGUUUAUGCAAAUUAAAAGUUACCUGAGUUUUUGAUUUUCCAUUUUAACCUUAUUUUUCGUUUGUUUCGUGCUGUAGAGAGAUGAACACAGACCACCUCCAUCUCUUUGUGCCGGCCUUCAUGGGUUUCAUAGCAGGUACAACAUCAGUGGUUUACUACCACAACAUAGAGACAUCCAACUUCCCCAAACUACUGCUCGGUAAGACUCACCAGAAUUACAUUGCUGGAUGCGUGAUAGACAGUUAACAUAAAGAAGAGUGCAGAAAAGUGUGUUUUAUUCAAGGCUUUAAAUAUAUUUAUUUCUGCUCUAAAGUUAUUUGUGAAACCGUGUCAGCUGUAGUUGCAACACAAGACAAAUCUUGAUUAUUGCACUGAAUCCUUUUCUCUAUUUUUACACAGUGCUUUUCAUCUACUGGGUGUUGGCAUUCAUCACAAAGUCCAUUAAGCUGUGGAUGUUUGCAAAUAAGUCCAUUGGCCUGCAAGAAUUGAGGUUCUGCAUCACAGCUUUAUUAGUUAUAUUGUACGGGCUGCUGAUGGCUGUGGAGAUCAACGUCAUCAGAGUCAGGGUGAGCUAUCAUGUUCCUUCCACCGCUGAUGAUUAAAACACCUCAAGAGUGUCAGAUAAAGGUAUUAUAAGUGCAUGCUACUUUUUUUGUGGAAUUCUGCUGCAUAUUUAAUCAUUAUUUCUCUUUUUUUCACAUGUCUAAGAGGAAUUUUUUGCUCUGUUGAAAUAACAUGCAUAUCUGUCUUCAAAGUUUACGGUUUUGUCCUUCUCUUUCCUUGUAGAAGUACAUGUUUUUUGCCAACCCACAAAAGGUAAAACCACCUGAAGAUCUGCAGGAUUUGGGUGUCCGGUUUCUGCAACCAUUUGUCAACCUGCUCUCCAAGGUAGAAACGAACACAAUGUUUUUUAAGAGUCAAACCCAUCUGAAAUAUCUUGAAUAAAAAUGAGACAAAAUGUGUAAAACAGGCCUUGAAUAGAACAGAAAUAGAAGAUGAUUACACUAUUUCUUGGCACAUAUUCAGGCGACAUAUUGGUGGAUGAAUCCGCUCAUCAUGGGAGCCCAUAAGAGGCCCAUCGAGCUGAAGAAGAUCGGCAAGCUGCCCAUCGCCAUGAGAGCCCUCACCAACUACCUCCGGCUCAAAGACGCCUAUGAGGACCAGAAGGUGGGCAGAGUGUCUGAUUAAACACAGUUAAAAUGUUCCAAGUUUUUGCUUUUACAGUCUGCAUGCAUGUUCUGGGUCUUUCGAUGUAGACACCUGAUGAUCCGGAUCGCAGUCCUUCGAUCUGGCGCUCCAUGUAUCGAGCGUUUGGCCGUCCCAUCCUCCUCAGCAGCACCUUCCGCUACCUGGCUGACCUGCUGAGCUUCGCUGGACCGCUCUGCAUCUCUGGAAUUGUGGACAAUAUGAAAAAUGAGACCAAUGCAACUCAAAUAGGGGUGGGUACAUAGGUAGAGUUCACCUGUAUGAUGUUUUUAUGUUAGAUUCUGUUAUCUUUGUAUUGAUGAGUUUUGGUUAUGUAAGAGAGAAGACCAAAUGAUGGUGUCUUCAUAUAAUUAUUUUACUAAUGUGAAGAUUAGAGAAAGUGUGUCACUGGGUGUUUGGUAAAUACAGAAAAUUUGUGACUCAAUACUUGUGUAAUUUCAUCCAGGCGUUGGUUACAGUCAAUGCGUCACCACCAGUAGGUGUGAGUCUGUGUGACUGCAUGUCUAAGAGUGAGAGUAAGGCCAAUGUUUUUUUUUUUUUUUUUUUUUAUAUUUAUGAUUGUCAGACUUUUUUUUUUUGAGAAUGGAGAGUUAAUUGAGGAAACAGGAAAGAGGGAGUGGGGAGGGACAAGGAGUAAAGAGCCAGGGGUUGGACUCAAACCCAGAUCGCCUGCUUCAAAACUGAAGCCUCUUAAUCUGGAUUUAACCAAAAAGAUAUACUUUGACCUCGUGCUGCUGUUUACAACUAGAAAUAUCUAAAAAGGCCAAAAAAACUCUAGAGCUGAAAUGGUUUUUACACUCAAUGCAAUUUAAGUUGUCUUUGAUAUUGUUAUUGUUUGCUUAUGUAAGUCACUAUACACUUUAUUAAACUUAAAAGUGGUCUCUCACUGUGAUCAUUCGUAGGUUUCUGAAGAGGUACAAUGAAGUGCAGUUUGCACAUUGCUGUAAAAUUAGUAUACCUACAAAUCAGCAAAAAAGAUGAUUAGUUAGUCUGUAUUUUUUCACUUUUUCAUCCCAGAAAACUUUUGAUCCUUCUUGAUUAUUUAGCAUCAUAUGGUUGAGCUUUUCUCCUACAGGACUUUAAUAAACAUCAGCCUUUAUAGCAUAAUGAAGCAGAUGUAGCAGACAGAGAAAGAGCAGAUGAUCUUUUUGGCGCAGGGAGAAGUGCAGCGUGGCCGAUCUGAUCAGGAACAUUGACUCCUCUUAAAUCCAUGCCAGCCUCCUCCAAAAGGUCUCACUGUUCACGGAGCUUGAAGGAGAAGCAGAGCAGGUGCUUGUGUGUUGACAGAUGUAUAUUUUCAUUCAGUCCGUUUGGCUGGAUGUUUCCUCUGGUUAAUGUCCGGCGUGAGCUGUUGUCGGGCUGUGCCUGCUUGUUAAAGUGGGUAUAAUGGGCAGCAGAGAUAGAGAGCAGAGCAGCGCUGCAUUUCUGACUGACAUGGAAAAUUUCCCACUCACCUCACACUCAGUUUCAUACAGAGGGAAAGUCUGUGGAGCAUCAGGCUGAGCUUUUUGUAUUACACAAUAUGAGUGUGUGUGUGUGUGUUAAUGUUGGAUUUAAUCCAGUUUAUUUAUAGGUGUGCUAUGCAUGUGUAAAAAGUUCUGGCUUAUUCAUUCAUAGUGCUUAGAGUUGGCUCACAGAUCAAUGCCUUCGUAUGUGUGUGUGUGUGUGUGUAUGCAAAUUUAUCAUUUAAAACUUGUUAAUGAACGAAAUAACUGAACAGCUAGUCUUUAUUUUUGUAUAACCAGGUUUUACUAUCUUGAGUGAUUGUACUGAACCACUCUGGGGGUGAAAUGUGUCCGGGCUCGGUUGUGAUCUCACUCUUUUCCCCCCGUUUUAUUAGUUCUGUGCUAAACUAUCCCAAAAUAUCUCCUUCUAACCUCUGGCUUGAAAUUGUUAUUGUGAUAUUGAUGGUUUUAAUGAAGAUAUUUCUGGUUCUCCAGCUUGUGGCUUUGUUAGAUUUGUACUAGGAUUGAACUGGAAAUGAACAGGUUGAUCUGUAAUGUUGGAGACUUUCAAGAAGCAGAACAUCUUGUUAAAGUUCGCUGUAUCUCUGUGUGUGUGUGUGUGUGUGUGCACGCUUUUGUUGUAGAAGAGGGAGUUUGGCGUGUACUUCAUGUCCUCCUUUGAGCUGCUGCAGAAUACCUCAGUCCUGGCUGUGCUCCUCUUCCUGGCUCUAGUCCUGCAGAGGACCUUCCUGCAGGCCUCCUACUACGUCACCAUAGAAACGGGGAUCAACCUGCGGGGAGCACUGCUGGUGAGUGAAACAUUACAGGAAGCCAGGCUGCGAUGUUUUGAUUCCAGGUUGAGGUGUUGCUUUAAAAGGUCUCUGUGAUUGAUUUACCUAAAGAAAGUUUUAUUGAUUUUACUUCACCCUCAGACAAACAGCUGAGGAAACGGCAGGUUUAAAGCUACAUUGAUAUAUGAGACCAACAGAACGUCUCGGUACUUUUUGAACACAAAUGGAGCAGUAGGACCUGGUUUAACAUUUCGACCCACAGAAAUGUGGGGUGUGUCACUCUGUGUCACAAAGUCAGUAUAAUUUCAGUAGGACAGUUUAAGAACUUGAGGAUAAGAAUCUUCAUAGGUUAUCUUGAAAUUAUUACCAAUUUAUCUGAUUUAUGUUGAUAAUGAUGAAAGUCUUUGGACACUUUUUACUCACUAUAAAUCUGACAGCCUGCUCCAUUACUCUUUUUACUAAAUCUGCAGACAGAAACUUUUUCACUUUUAAGCUCUUUUGGUUCUUACAAAAACAGACAGUUUGUCAUCAGAAAUCUUGGAGGUGUAGCCCCAGAAAAACAUCAGAGAAAUCUUUAUUUCUUUAGUGUUGUUAGUGAUUUAUGUUACCCAGACUAUUUGUUUCAGAGGAGCAGACCUGCUAAGAUAACUGAGUACUCUUGUGAUCAUGACUACUUAGCUAUAAAAAGCUGUGCUAACAAAAGCAGUAGCUCAGCUGACAGCAUGUACUGGCUGUUGGAGCUGCGUGCUGCACAUGGUCAGUUGCGGUGUUUUGGUGUUGCGUAUCGGGUGCUGCCAUGAUGUAAGAAACAGAGGCUGAACUCGAAAGUAUUGUGGGCUGAUAUAUCACAGGAGACGAGCAACAGAAAUGGCUCAUUCAUGCGUGUAGCGUGUCAACGAUGCCAAGCUCCAUCACUUAGCCUCUCCGUGGCUUUAGUAGUUGUCCUUCUUUUCCAACAUAUAUGAUAAUUUUUCUGAAACUUAGCUUUUAAUGCAAUAUAGGUACAAUGUCAAUAAAAACAGAAUUUGAUGUUUUGCAGAUCUCUUAUUUCCACAAACAACAUAUGAAAUGUUAAAACCAAGAAAGUUUUCUUGUUUUAUGUUUGAUUCUACUGCCUGUUUAUGAUGUAGAGGUUGCCAGUGUUUCUUAAUUAAAAACUCCACAGAUCACGGCCAUUUAGUAUUGGUUUUCAGCCUUGGCCCUUUUGUACAGAUUUCCCCAUUAUUCUGAAAUUGUUGAACUAUUUGCUCACACAGUCUCUUACAAAGUGGUGAACCUCUUCUUUACAGAGCUGAAUCGGGGUUGUAGUAUAAUGGUAUCCACUACACUUAACUUUAGCAUAAAGUGCAAUACUUAAGAAAAAUAAAUCAAAGCGAGGCAUAAAAAAAUCCAAGAAGAAACAGAAAGAGGGAGGUAGAAGUCUUGGCAGAGUUACAUGAGUUUAUUAGUGAGUUAGGGAGGGAAUGCAUGAGUUUAUAUCUGCUGUGUAUACACAAGAGGACUGGUGUUAUGUAUGGAGAGUAAAGAUACAGGUUUAGUUCAGUAUGUGUCGAGGAAUUCAAAACACUUCAGUGUAAAGUUGGCCGCUUUCCAACUUCUUUUUGAAGUCUUAGUGUGUUUGUUUCAUCUGUGAAAUUCAAUUCCUUCUUAGGUUGUGGUCAUUUUACUUAAAGACAACAAGAAACUCGGAUUAACUAAUAAGAGGGUUCACUCUGAUUUCUUCAAGUUCUGCAAACACAAACAUACUUCUGCCGACUUUACUUGAAAGCAGAACCACAGCCGCUUAUUUAUGAUCAUUCAUGUUCAUUUUUUAGGCCAUGAUUUACAACAAAAUCCUUCGCCUGUCCACCUCCAACAUGUCGAUGGGGGAGAUGACAUUGGGGCAGAUCAACAAUCUGGUUGCAAUAGAGACAAACCAGCUUAUGUGGUUCCUCUUCCUCUGCCCGAACCUGUGGGCCAUGCCUGUGCAGGUAAUCAGAACUGAUCUUCCACACAUUGUCACCCAAAUUUAUCUUGAUUUAAUCUAAUUUAGUAAAGUUUUAUUUCUUUUUCUUUGCAGAUUGUGAUGGGAGUGAUCCUGCUCUACUAUUUGUUAGGCCCCAGUGCUUUAGUUGGAGCGUCUGUCAUAGUUCUGCUGGCUCCGGUUCAAUACCUCAUAGCUACAAAGUUGGCAGACACACAAAAAAGCACACUAGUAAGCAGCUCACUUUUGUUUUGUAUCUGUUUUGUGUCAUUUUGUGACAUUUUUAAUCAGGGUCAUGACUCAAGCACUGUUUAUCUUGAAGUUAACGUUGGAGCCAUUUCAGUCCUGUAUUUUGAUUUACAGGAACACUCGACUGACCGUCUAAAAAAGACCACAGAGAUCUUAAAGGGCAUCAAGCUGCUGAAGCUGUACGCCUGGGAGAACAUCUUCUGUGACAGCGUGGAAGAGACGAGAGGCAAAGAGCUCACCAGCCUCAGGACCUUCGCUUUCUACACAUCCAUGUCCAGUAAGAUCAAACCAGAACCUGUGAAUGUUGGUUUGAAUUAUUUCUAAACAUCUGAGUGAUUCACAGUUGGAUAAAGACAGGACUUAAUCAGUUCAGCAGUUACAAAAAAUGGUCCUUUACGUCUGAACUCGUGAGCUGUUUUUUGGGUUCAUUUACAUGAUGCACAUCAUAACACUAUUUCUUUCUUUCUUUGCAGUUUUCAUGAAUGCUGCCAUCCCCAUUGCUGCUAUUCUUGCGGUAAGAUUAUUUUAACACAGGGUAUCUGUGGGGUCCUAAAACAUCUUAAAACUUCUAAAAUCCAAUAAUUUAAAUUUGAAUGAAGGCCUAAAAAUGUCUUAAGUUCUCUUAAAAUCUCAUAAAAUGUCUUCAAUAUGAUUUUGAAAAUUCUUAAAAAUUGAUUGAUUUGAAGUCAUGUAAAAUAUUCAGAUUUCCCUUCAUGUCUUUUGCAUUUUUUUGCUGGUACGGAUGUAAAAUGGGUCUUAAAUCCUUUUCAUUACGGUCUUAAAAAAAGUCUUGAAAAGUCUUACUUUGUGGGUUAGUGCGCCCCACAUCUAGGGACUAAAGUCUUGGCAGCGGUGCGGGUUCGAGUCCAGACCCGACCAUUUGCUGCAUGUCCUCCCUCCUCUCUAGAGUCUUAAAACGUCUAAAAUCUAAUAAUUUGAAUUUAAGGCCUUUAAAUGUCUAAAGUUCUCUUAAAACUUCAUAAAAUUUCUUAAAUAUGAUUUUGAAAGUUUUUGUACUUUUUUUGCCAGUGUGAAUGUAAAAUGGGUCUUAAAUUGUAUUCAUUACGAUCUUAAAAAAAAUUCUUAGAGUCUUAAAUUUGACUUGGUGAAACCUGCAGAGACCCUAAAACACACUUUUAUUGAGUUAUUUAAGGGAUUUUUUUGUGUUUGAUGUGGAAACUCCAUUUAUUGUUUAUGCCACAAAAGAAAUCUCUCAGUUCUGCUCCAUUUAACAAUUUUAUGAUACAUGUAUCUAGUAAGCGUAUUGGUCUCAAAGGAUGGUGAUCAAUGCUGCUCCUUUAAUGAGAAACUGCUAAGCUACAGUUUUCUGCAUACAUUGCCAACCCUGCCAUGUAAUUUAGCUAAUUUUGAGAGGCUCUCACCCAAACGCUCAACUUUGAUUAAGUGUAAUCUUUUUUUUGCAACAUUUGCAGUGUCGUCUUUUGAUGAAAAUGGAUGAUAACAUUUGAAAUUUGUGUUUUCUAGACAUUUGUGAUGCAUCACUUCAUAUAUGGCUCUUGUCCCGGUCCUGCGAAGGCUUUUGCUGCUUUGGCCUUAUUCCACAUCCUGGUCACUCCCCUCUUUCUGCUCUCCACAGUCGUCAGAUUCGCCGUCAAGGCCGUGGUCAGGUGAGAGUGUGUGUUUGUGAGCUGAAAAUGCUCCUUCAAAGAGAGAGACUGUUGUUAGUAAGUCACACUGGCUGUGGCAGGUCAGAAGUGGGUGUGAACUUGUCUAUACACAGAUAACACCCAAGCUGUGUUCCUCCUAUUAAAUCUAAUUUAAGGAACACCAAGGAAACCUGACAGCAGUGAGUGGAAACUCAAGACUCCUAAGAGAUUACUGCUUUUGGUAUCAUUACAAUUACGCUCACGCACUGUAUAUGUGUGUAUCUUGGUGUUUGUGCGCAUGUGAUCACAGCGUCCAGAAGCUUGGUGAGUUCCUUCAGAGUGACGAAAUUGGAGACGACAGCUGGAGAAACGGAGACAUGUGCACUUCAAUAGAGGCUGGAAAGAAACAUCUUGGGGGGGUGAGUGUCUGUGGCACUGAUCAAUCAUUUAAAUAAGGCACGGACAAGGAAAAUGUAUCAUACUAUUUUAUGGCCCGAUCUGCGGAGUGGGGCAAGGAGCUGUAAUUGUCUUAAAAGGAUGCAUUCAGUAUAGAAAAAAUGAGAUUAGUCUUUUGAAAACAGUGUCUAAUGUAUUUACUUGGGCUGAAAUUACAAUUGUAAGCAAGGACGGAGGAUCUGCAGCAGCGCAAAAAAAUGUCAUUUGCUGAUAAAGAAGCAUGCUGCAAGAGCAAUUGGUAUAUGCACAGAAAAUACAUGAAUGAUGCAAAAUCAAAAACCUCUAAAAGUGCUAAAACACAGCGAGAAUAAGCCUCAUACUUCUUGAUAACAAAGACCAUUUCAUUUUCUAGAAAGAGAGUUCUGCCUUUACAAAAGUUGACUCUGACGCAGCAUGCUGCAGCUGCCAAGAAAUCUCUCUGGUGUUCUUAGCUCCAUGGACAAAGUUCAGGUCAGUGAGGUGUUCCAGAUCAACCAGCACACAUUCUUUCCAUGUUCCUCCAGGUAGGUUUCCAAAAUAGACAGGUUAUUGGAGCAGGGUAGUACUUAGCAAUGAGCAAAUGUGGCCAAAGGAUAUUCAUAUAUUCAAACAAUGAUCCCAAUUGAUAAUGCACAGCUACUGUAACUAAAAACCAAGAGUUCAAUUCAGAUCUAUUUUAGAUUUAGAGCAUCAACUCAUAUAAACAUAGCUGAAUGCAGGGAUCUGUUGCUCUGUAUCGAAUGAACUGAGAUUGGAUUUCUACCGGCUGCAUACCUCCUUUGUAGUCCUGGGGUUGUGAGCAUGUUGUGAUACAGCGAUUGAAUGUUGCUGUACUUAAUUUAUAGGUCAUGCUGAAUCUCCAAGACUGAUGUUAUUUUUGUCAAGUGUCGAGGGUCCUUAAACCCCCCCCCCGUGAGCUGCAGCAAAGACUUUAAUCUUCUGUCUGUCUGACGUUUCAGGCGACUGAGUCACACACUGUUCGUUAUGUUGAAUUGGGAUUAACACUGUUUGUGUCGGAAAUAGACACUCAGACUACAGGCAGAGUGACUCAUUUAACUAUUUAGAGUUCUAUUGGCUUGCAAUUAAGAAUGUGAGCCAUAGUGCUGAAACACACCCCUCUAAUUAUGUACACAGUGACUUUACUCCUAAGUGUUGGUGUCAGAGCAAUGCGAGCUACUUGAAUCAGAAAACCGUUAUAGUGAGCAGAAGUGAUUUUCUCCAAUCUUUUACGUCAUUAUUCUGUGCUUCGAUGCCUCUCGAAAAUGCCCUUUUUGGGGUCAUUUUAAAGCAACUGCAUUAGUUGGCUUCUAUAAACCUAUUACCAAACUAAAGUGUUAAAGUGCUGACUGAAAGAAUCUAAUUUUUAAGAUUUCAAACAGUGCACAUGAGAUCUAAGUAGCCAGUGCUGGGCUUUUACGAGAAUGUACUUUCUAUGAAAUUGCUAAAUCAAUCAAAAAGUACAGCAAGUAAUGAGACUUUACUUAUUUCUGUUUUAGUUUAGAAACAAAAUGGAUUCUCUGCUCAGUCGUCAGGUCUUUUUGCAAACUCAUUCAUCCACUAGUACAGCAAAGGGAACUACUUUUUGGUUUCUAAAUGACCUUUACACACAAGGCUUUUUCAAGAACAGAGAGAUAUAGAGGGGAGAAAAGAAGUUAGUUGCUUGUUUGGGUUCGGGAUUACCCCCACCGAGUUUGGUUGUACACUCUACCUCCCAUGUUUUACUGGUUAGAAGUGUAAGAAAAAAGGAGAGGGAAAUAGUAAAAAAAAGAUGUGGAUUAAUUGUCGAAAAUACAGUCAUAGUUCUUUAUAGCUUUAAUCCACAAUCUUUCUCACAUUAGUUUAUUUUACACAAACGCAUCAAAUAUGAAAAUAAUGUCUCAAAAAUCCAAGAAUAUUACUGCUCCUCAGCUGAGCCUAAUGUUUAGAUUCAUAAUAAGCCAUGUUAAAGUCAUCGGCAUGCUGUUUAUGCCACCCACCAUGUGUUAUGUAACAGCAGCCUCUUGAGUGGCCACUCAGCAAGAAUCAAAGCGUAGGUUGCUAUUAUUGUAUUCAUUACAAAACCACAUAAUGCAUCAAAGGGCAGAGUCCUCGUCAUGAUGCUCCACUGCCCUAUUUUUCAACAUAAGCAUACAUCAAUGCCCCUGGAAAAGUAGUUAUUAUUGCUGCUUCUCCACUCUGCGUGCGUCCUCAGAAAAAUACUUUGCAUUACCUUUAUUGUUAGUAUUCUGUAGUGGGAUGCACAAACACAAUAUGACUUGAUAUGAGUUGUGUAGACGUAUACUAAGAUGCGGUAUAUUUUUUAUAUUGGGUCCAAGUAAAUAGAACAGGACGUCGUGCUAGCUGUUUGGUUAAAAUCUCACGGGCAGCAUUCCCAAGUCUCAAAGGGAACCCCUCCACUACUUCUUCUCUCUAGGGAGUGAAGCGGAUGCAGGAGCUAUAAACUGUUGUGAAGAUUAGGUUCUGAUUAUGACCAAGGCAGCUGAGUUUUGGACCAGCUGAGGAUUAUGUGGAAAGUUGUGAAAGAAACUAGAGAGGUGCCACUUGGGAGGCAACUUUAGCAUUGGCAAGAAAAAAUGAUGCUGUUUGUAGUCCAGCAUGUGGCAGAGGAAAGAGUUGUUUAUGUAAAGUGUGAAAAUGUUAGUUUUGGUUCGAGUGGAUUUGAAAUUAACAAAACUAAUACCUAUAUUAAUGCUAUCAAUUUUGACAAAUUAAACAAGUGAACCAGGACAUCUGUGAGCCAAGAUGGUGGAGGGGUUGAAUUUGGCUCAGAGGACAGAUAGAAAUUGGUGUCAACAGUGCAGCAAUGAAACGACCCCUGAUUUUCUGAAAAUAGGACCUAAAGGUUUGAAGUAGACAGUGACCUCAAGGGGACCUAGAAAAGUUCCCCGAGGAACUCUGGUGGUUUCUUGGGAGGGUUCUGAUCUGUAGUUUUGUUGCUCUGUUUCUCGAUUUUAUCAUUUCUAAAUCUGAGAAAGUUUCAAGCGAACAUGCAUUUAACUUCAUUUACAUGUUUUGUAAGGUAAAAUGGUAGAAGGACGGCAUUUUUUUUGUAGGACAGAUAGAAAUGGGUGUCAUCGGUGUAGCAAUGGAAAUGACCACCAAAUUUUCUGAAAAUAUGACCUUGACGGAGGAGGUUGACAACAAAAAAAGAGGACCCAGGACAGAUCCCUGAGGAACCCCAGGGGUUAACUGGUGGUGGCUGGUAGUGGCGUGCUCGUGAAUCCAGCAGGAGCUAAUUUGUCAAAACUCUUUCUUGUUAUCUUUUCAUAGACUAAAGCCAUCAACCGGAAGAAGCCCAUGCGCUACCAGAUGGACAACUACGAGCAGCCGACACGCCGACAGAUGAGACCCACUGAGACGGAGGAUGUGGCUGUGAAGGUCAGGGUCAAAGUUCACUCGUUGGGGAAUGUAUGAAGGGGGUGAGAACAGAGACAAAUGAAAAAAACACUACAAGGUUAGUUUGAUGGAUAAAGAUUUUAUAUUUUUGAUUAUGAAGAUGUAUAGUCAAGAAAAAAUACUGAUUGUUUCAUAAAAUUCUUGGUUAUGGAAUAUUUGAUCUUACUGUCAGACAAAUUUAAGGCUUUUCUGUAUUUGAGAGAGGAAACUGUAAAUUCAGCAGAUUUGAAACUGAUGAACGCAGCCUCUUAAACUGCUUCAUGGCACUUUGACGGCCCACUCCAUGAGAUAAAAUCAAAGUAGACCUUUGGGAAAAGACCAUUUUAGGUACAGAGGCAUGGGUUGCUAGAUUUAAAGGACUGGAGAUAGGAGAGGGUGGUAUAGGCAGAAGAGAAAUACGACAAUGUUUUAAGUAAGAUAUGGAUGUUGUUAAAGAUGAUAGAUUUAAGAUCCCUUUAAAAUAGCAAUGUGAAAACCUUGAGUAUCAUCAUCUCUGAGACUUCUUCCCAGAACAGAAAAAGCUGCAUUAAAACAUCACUUAUCCAUCUACUUAGUUUUGAAAAUGCAAUUUGAAAGUUUUGGAAAUAUCAACCCUACAAUAUUAUCAAACACUUUUGGAUCAAGAGAAUUUACUUUGGUGCAAAUAAGUCAAAACACUCAGACACAGGAGAGGUGAGAAGAGCAAGAGGAGAAUCCCUUUGUCAGAUCUGAAUCAAUUAUUAUGAAAUAGAGACCAAAGAAUCAUCAGGCAACAUGGACUGACUUCACUGUAAAGAUCAUUUGUUAUAUUACUAACAUCUUCUUACAUCAAAUGUUUCGAUAAUAGGAGGAGGUCGUGAGCACUCACACAUCGUCACGUAGGAGCUGCUCCCUAAUACCAUCAUUUAUUUAACUCCAUCAACAGCUGUUUCAUAUCUUCGCUGUUUGUACAUCCGUGGGUCAUCUGCGGGUGCGGGGAAUCAUACAUGUGACGUGUAUUUGUGCGUGUGUAGUCUCUGUCCUCUCAGGAAGUGUAGGAUUCACACGAGAAUUUGUUGCCCCUUAAAGAGCCCUGUGGCCCCUCUGUGAAGGCCGCUCUUCCUGCUUCAUCCCUGCGGAGCGACUCGACUGACCAGACUGAGGUCUGUUAAUUAGAGGGAGAGAAAGAGAAAGAAGUCGGACGACACGUAGGCUUCUGGGAUUUGUCUUUUUAGAUUUUCAUUCAUAAAAGCUUUCACUUUUUUUUUUUUUUUCUCUGAACAUUGCAUGAGUACAAGAUUUUCCUCAGUGAAAGUGUUGAAUGGAUGCAGGAGUUUGAUUUUGGGGUUAUAAUCAAGCUGCAGCCUCUGCUAUUGGAGUGAAGCCAAUUUGGGAGAACUGCAGCUCCUUUAGCGUCCACUUGGGGCAAAGUGAAAAAGCCAAGGCAUCCACAUUUGGUCCCCUGGUGAAACUUCUCAUGUUUGUAGUCUGGCUCAAAAACUGUUUUGGUCUCAUCGGCUCAAAUGUUUGUGUGUAAAAACUGUGAAUGAGUAUUUAAAUAAUGCACCUGUUUCGAAUAUAUGGAGGCAUGAAAAAGGGCGGGGCUUAUCUGACAUACUGGUGGAUAUAUUUUUACUACUGCUUGCAAAUUGGCUUCGGGUCCACCUAAUACUACCUGUUUCUAGAAUAAUCAAAGGUUGAAUUGCCAUUUCCAAUAAGGCAACUUAUAGGUGACAUUGUAGAGACUACAUUUUUUUUUUCUUUGAGCUUUUUGCCUUUGGUUUGUGACAACUGAAGGGACAGAAAAUGUGGGGAAAAGCAGGAAACAACGUCCACCAGAUAAGACCAGAACUUAACGAGGUGUGGCGAGGGAUGUAGCCCUUGAACAUGAGGCGUCUACUUUCCAAACUGAGCUGCACCCUCUGGUGUUCAUGUUUAAUGCAGUCUGGGGCUACUUAACUCAGAUCAUUAAUUUUGAGUGUUGGUGAUAUUAACCCAAAUCCUGAAAAGCUUUUUUUUUUUUUUUUUUUUUUUUUUUUCAUACUCGUGGGCAGGUUUUAUGACGUCAGGACACAAGUUUAUUUCAUAGUAAAUGUCUCUCUUGUCAUGUGGUAAGUCUUGCGUCUAAGAAGUUGAGAUAACAGCUUUUUCUUUGUUCUAUUGUCAUAAUAAGUCAACCCUCCAGGUUCUUACGUCCAACACUACAAAACGGUCAUUUAUAACAUUUUCGUGCCUCAAAGAUACUUUAUGUCACACAGGUAAUUGUGGUUGUUGCUCCAUGGCAGAAAAGUCUGUUUUGUAAAACUUUGAAAAAAGUUUUUUUGAUGUUUUCCAAGAGAGAAAUUCACAGGGAGUGUUUUUUAUUUUGUGCUCAUCUAGUUAAACAUGAUUUUUUGCGACAGCUUCUGUUCAUUGUUUACCCGCUAUACUUUGCUUUAUAACGUCUAACCCCAAAUGUCCUCAUUUUUACCAUGCACUCCCCAUCUUGAUUUUCCAUCCUUAUUUCUGCACUUAUCUGAUCUUUCUUACCCUUUUUCUUUAAAUAUAAUCAUCUAACCUCUGCUUUUAAUUUUAGUCUGAUUUUGAAACCUGAUGACAACAUUAUCAUCAAACCAGAACUACCAGAUUUAUAACAGGUAGAUAUCUCUAUCUCCUGGAUGUCUUUUGGGAGCUGUGCCACAGGGAGGACGUGUUUGUGGAGCGAGGUCUCAAAAAUAAACAUUAAAAUAAACAAAUAAAUUAAACUGAUGGGAGGAAUGUCAACAGAGUUAUAACAGGAAGCAGGGUUACAGAUGAGGAUUAGAUAAGAAGGAGUCAAACAUGUUUCUCUGCUGUUUGACAGUAAAUGACCAAACGAGUUCAUUUUAGGUGUGGUGGGAUUUUUAACUUCAUCUUUGAAAUCUCACUCUGCCUGUGUGGUAAAUAAAUGUUACAAAAACAAGGACACAAGUUCAGUUUCCACAAAUAAACAAGCCUGAGUGGAAAAACUCAUUUAGACACCCUAGGCUGUUGUACUUCCUAAAAUCUGUCUUUUUUUUACUUUUUUUAAUCAGCUCUGGACACCAUUAGCUCAGCGUGAGUCUGUCAUUCAGUUUUCACACCAGUGAACUCAAAGUUUGGGUUUCUUGAACUCAAGGUCAGGUCAUAAAGUCAGUCAUGUGCUUUUCUCCGUCACUGGGCCCACACAAAAGAAGAAAACAACACGUAGACACGAGUCGCACAAGUUCAAUUUACAGUAAGUUAUUAAAUGUAAACCAGUUUAUAACUCUGUUUCUGUUUUUGUUUUCGUUUAGGUAACUAAUGGAUUCUUCACUUGGGGGAGUAACCUGUCCACGCUGUCUGAUAUCAACAUCCGUAUCCCAACAGGUGGGAGGAUUAUGUUACGGCAAAGAGUCAGUGAGGCUUUUUUUUCCUCCUCUGCCUGUGGGGGAAAAGUCGAGUUCGUGCUCAUGCUGUAAGAUCACUGCGUGAGAGCCUUAAAGCAAUGCUGCAGUAAUGUUACUAAAAUAUUAGGUGUCAGGGGACCAAGCCAGAGUGCAGCCUGCUAACAGAUGGACCGUGUAGUAUAUCACACUCGCUGACACACACAGAGGUUUCAUCCUCUGAGAAGUGACUUGUUUGCUGUCCCAGUUAUGUUACUACAACACAAACAGGAGCGCUGCCGGUUUGGUGUUGUUGAGUUUUUUCUGAACUUGUGUGUGAAUCAUGUUGUCAGUGGGACUUUGAAAUGAUAAAGCUUAAGUUUGGAGUCACAGUGAGUAACUUCAGGUUGAAUGGAGGUUUGCAGGACUGAAAGAUAAAUUUAGGGCAGGAGGAGGGAGUGAAGUCACCGGAGCAGAGGAAUUAAAGGAUGUACACAUGUCUUACAGCUUCUGAUCGAGUAUUAAAUAGUUGUUUUGUUGUACAGCUUCAGUCUAUAGCUCUGUAACUGAGCCUUUUCUGACCUUUGACCCCACCGUGGAGGUCAUACAAUUCUCAUGACCCCGUUGAAAACUGUGAAUUAAGAAUAGCAUGUUUUUACAAGAGCAUGUGGCUUAUAUUUGUGGGCGGCAGCUAGUAAGAUUCAGACAAAAAUGUACAUGUUUGUUUGAGUGAAUUCCUGAACUUCGGAUUAAAUCUAGGCAAGGCAAGGCAAGUUUAUUCACGGAGCACUGUUCAUACAUAAAGCAAUGCAAAGUGCUUUCCAGAGUUUAAAAACAAAACAAGAUAACAUCAGUGGAGUUAAAGAAAUAUGGCAUGAGGCAAACUUAAGCGCUGAAUUAAAAAUAUGUUCAUACAUGAGCAAAAAAGACAGAGGGCAUCAGGCAGAAAUAAGAAAUAAAUAGAUAAAAAACAUUUGAAAAUCCUCAAAUUUGAAGAUUACUGAUUUAUAAAUCAGUCUUCAUGCCUGUCAGUGUCUUAAUUCUUUGAAGUCCUUGACUACAGAGUCCCAUCAUGACACACAGAUUCACUUCCUGAUCACGCCUCAGUCUAAAGUGAUUCUGUGUCACAGUCCACCCCAGAACCUCUUCCUCACGUUUAACUCCUUCUUAGUCAGGUACAGCCCAAAGCUCCUCAAAGACCCCACACAGGAGGGCCGGGUUGGUACAAUCGAACUGCAACACACAGUAUACUGGUAUACUGGGUUUGGAUCAUCAGAGAUCGUAAUGUAAACGUUUCACACCAAGUUAAUCGAAUCUGUAAAAGACAAAUAAAUAUUGCAUCAGAAGCAGACAUAAAUACUCGCCCAUAUUUGUCUCUUCAGGUCAGCUGACGAUGAUAGUGGGCCAGGUGGGUUGUGGGAAAUCGUCCCUGUUGCUUGCCAUGCUCGGGGAGAUGCAGACCAUCGAUGGAAGAGUCCACUGGAGCAAGUAAGACACAGCAACCACGUUGUUUUUAAAGCAAAGUUUAAUAUUCUGAAUGAAGGUCUGCUUGUUUGUAGUUAAGUAGAUCAGAUUUUUGAAGCUGUUUUUCUGCCACCAAAGCUGUGGGUCGAGUAAUUUUGUAGAUCAUCAUCAAAGUACUUUCAAUCCCUCUCUGAAGGUUUUAUUAAAUUAGUGGUGAGAUAAUCUUCUGUGUUAACUUCAUCAUCAUGACACUGUCAGUGAAUAUGUUCUCUGUUUAAUGGAAGACUAUAUGAGGAUAUUCAAUUAUUCAAAAGAGGCUUUCAUUAUGAAGUGACACUGAUAUUAGCAGUAUUAUUGUCUGUUUGUCGCUGGAUGUGUCUGUUACCGUGGCAACAGGCAUACAGGGUGGUGGAGUACGCACAACAGCAAAAACAAGGGCUUAUUAGAGUCUCCAGAUUAAUAUGGACUUGAUGAGAUGUAGUAUCUGACAAUAGAGAAUAAUGAGCUGUCUAAGAUGGCCGCUGUAACAGUGAAUGAGAUUAGAGUCCUUCCUGUAUUAUUAAACUGGAUCUGUUGGUGGGCUUCGGGCUCAUUAGCCAAGUAAUACCGCUGUACUUCUUUCUUAAGUGAAAUAGGUCAGAAGUGUUCACGUCAUGAGUGACCUUUUUCACAUUUUUUCUUACCAUUUAUGGAUUUCUUUGAUGCUUUUUGCUGUGACUCAGUUUUCUUUGAGAAAGUCAGAAAUCUUGACCAAGACAAUGAAGCAUCUUUUGAAACUUUUUCUGCAAGUUUUGGUGAAUUAGCAGCAGCACUAAUGAGAAAUGUAGUACCUCCGCUAAGGUUGUUGUUGUCAAACUUUUUCUAACACUCUGCCUCGGGGUUUAAAAUCAGUUCUCAGUUUUUUCUUAGUUCUUAGUCCUCUUUAUCUCAUCUCUGAGACCUCUUGAUUACGACCUUUGGAAAGAUUUUGUUCCAGUUUUUGUUCUCUUCUUUGUUACAGGAAGUUUGUGUGUCCAUCAUCAUGUCUGCUUUAUACAGUGCUUUUAUCCCAUGCUUUAAAAAUCUUAUAUCACAAUACCUGAGGAUUAUAAAUCCACAUCUUUGUCAUAUGAGUAUCCAUAACCUGCAGGGCUGCACAGUGACGUUAGCAGUGAGUGUGUGCUGAUCUGUAUGUGCGUGAGAAACUCACUAUGUUUGUGUGAAUGUGUAUUUGGUUUUCUACUUCUUCACCUCCUGCCUUCUUACCACAUCAGGCUGCCUGAUUAUGAGAUGGUCCACGAGUGGAACAUCAGGUACUUUCUCUCUGGUCUCUUCUUCUUUGAAUCAUCACCUCUCAUACAGACUCUAAACCAUCACAUUUACAUCUAAGCCAUUGACUGAUUCCUCUAUUUAACAUUGUUUAUGUUAAAUUUAAGUAGCUAUAAUUUCCUUCAUUGUAGUUGGAAAAAUGCAUCUCAGAACAGAAAACUAAAGAAAAAUAAGAGUUUUAUUACUGCACAGAAGACAUGAAUAAAAUCAUAGAUUUAGAGGAUUCGAUAAAAACACUGCAAGAAUAAUGUUGUGUAAUGUUUUAUGUUAUGUUUAAGUAAAAGCCAAAUACUUCAAGGUCCUCUCAUAGACUGACUUUAUGAAUAGACUCAGUUUGUUUUCUCACUUUAUCCUCUUAAUACUACAUCAUAUUUAUCUCUAAAAUAUAACCACUUCACAUUUUAACCGUGUUACAAACUUUUUUGACCACUUUCACAACUUUUUUUUUAUCAUAUAACUUUUUUGCAGGAAAUAUGUUUCCUUAAUACUUUGACCAUUUUUUCUUAUAAUUUAUUUUUACUGUGCCAGGAAAUUUUCCUCAUUGGGUUUCACAGAUUUUUAAAAAAUUAAUCAAAACUACAGUAUACCUUUUUUUUUCCUAGAGCCAUCCAGCUCCAUUUAGACUUUUAUUGCAGAUGUUUUUUCAGUCAUUAUUUUCACCCGAGAUGCUCAAAGAACUUGAGACAUCGUCAAAGAAGCCACCAAACUUAAUUAUCACAGACAGACAGUGACUGCAUCAUGUCUUUUACAUGGCUCCCCCUUUUUGGGUGGGAAAGUUAACUCAGUUAGCAAACUAACCUUAUAGUCUCAUUAUCAGAGCAUGAAAACAUUCUCCUGUUUGUCUCCGACAUCUUUCUGUGUCUCCCUCCUUGUUGGUGUUCUGUCUCUGUCAGCAGAAAAGACGUUUGUCGCUCUCUCUGUCCGUCUCUGUUUGUGUCUGUGUCAUCUAUUUCUACCAGCACAAACACACACAAAUGAACACACAGUUUUAUUCAGGAUUAUUUUAACACACUGACGUAACUUUGACAGUUGGUCAGAGCCUGAGGAGACUGACGAAGACCUCAGGAGGUAUACCCUCUUCUUCCCGUCUCCCACCCUCUUUUUGGAUGUGAAGUAAUCCCAAAUGACCCCUCAUUCAUUUCUCCUCCCCUGACUCGCAUUUUGAUUAAACUCUAAUUUUCAUCUUUACCUCUCCAAGGAGCAAGUGCUGUUUCCAAGUAGUGUAUUUUAGGCUGUUGUUCAUGUACACAAACAAAGCGGCUGCAUUUGGUGCAUCAGUCUGCUAUUUUUAAUUCCUAGUUUGUUUUUCUUGUAAAUAGUGAUUUCUUUAAAACUGAGUAUAAACUUCUUAUGUGAAAUGUGACUGUGUGAGUUAUUAAUGCAGCUUUAACAAAAAAAGAAAAGAGACAACAUUGAAACAACUGUGGAGGUACAAAAAUCAAAAAGUGUAUAUAUCCACAUAUUUUUUUCAUGAAGCUAUUUUGUAUUGGCAUCAUACAACAGAAAGAAAUCCAGUAUUUUGAUGACCAUGUACAGUUUGAAAACAACAUUUGUGGUUUUAAUAUGAAAGUACAUUUCUCAGCGAUCACACAGUAAAGAUUUCUCCUGUAUUAAAAGAUAUAAAUAUAUACACAGUUAUACUCUAAGCAUCCAAGGCCAAAUCCUGCUUCUGCAGCCAUUCUAUUGCAGCAGCAUCAUGUUAACAUGUGUGUCCAGGAACAACAGCUUCAGCCUUCAGAGUGCUACCUGCUCCUCUUCCUCCUCCUGCUGCUGCUCCCCUCCUCUUCAGUUCAUCAGUGGUUUUGUGUAGAAAGUUGUGCUUUAAAUGCUGGGAGUCAAACUUUAAUUUAAAAAGGCAAACAGACAGAAAAAUUAAAUGGAAACAUUUGCGUAUGGUCAGUUUAUAAAAAAUCACAGGUAAUUUACUUUGAUUUGCCUGGAAGGACAAUUAAUAGUCUAAAAAAAGUGAAAGCUUUAAUCUGCAUUAGCAAGUUUGUUGACUUGUAAAAUCAAGAUUACUGUCCCAUGUAAACAAGAUAUUUAUCUUGUAUAAACAAGUUGCAUGUCUGAACUUUUUUGCACAAAAUAAUUAUCUUGUUUUCUCUAGAUUAUCACUUGCUCCUCCAGGAUGAUAACUUUUGUCUUCAGGGAUAAAAUGAUGUCUUUAUUUAGUUUGACAUAAAAACUUUUUUUUGGAAAUCAGUAAUCCUGUGUGAACAAGAAAAUUGUGUUGGCGCAAGAUAGUUUUCUUGUAUAAAUCAAUACCUUCUGUGGGUGACUAAGCAAUUUUAUAACUAUUCCUCAAAGAUCACCUACUUGCACAAGAUGACUGUUUUAUGCACAAAAAGUAUUUCUUGUUUAUGCACAAUUGUAACAUGCUCCCACAAGAUACUCUUUUUUUCCAACAGUGUGAGAACUUUUGCUGGAGAGACAGAACUUGGUGCCUUAAAGAAAUCUAAAGAAUAACUGUUAUAUUUGGGGGAAAAGUGCGUGCAGGAUAUUGUGUGAAAAGCCUUUUUUGUUGUGGGAACAAGAUAGUUAUCUUUUGUUAGUGAAUUAUUAUCUUGUGCAAACUUCUGUAAAGUAAUUGUUAUCCUCUAAGGAUGAAGUACUCACACAAGAUCAGUUUUUUGCACAAGAUCAGUUUUUGACCAAGGUAAUUGUCUUGUGUGCACAAGAUUGUGAUUUUUCUCUGCAAGAUACUCAUUCCUUUCCAAAAGAUAAUAGCUUUCUUUGAAAAGCCUAAAUGCCCCCCUUGUAGCACUUUCUCACUCAUGACCUUUUGGAAAUUCUUUUCGUGAAAACAAGAUGGUAACAGAAAAACUUUCGUUUGAUGUUACAAGAUUUGAGCUUGUUUAAUUUUUUCUUAAGUAUGUUUUUAAAAUCUUAAGACAACGUUUUCACAGAUUACUAUUUAUUCUUUUGAAGUAUUUAUCGUGUUUGCACAAAGAUACAACUUCCCUAAAUCAGACUCCCAGCAGUGUGCUGCUGUUGUUGUUGUUGUUGCCUCAAUGUUUUAUUGAUGCUUGUGUUGCUGUACAUGGUGCUGUCGUUGACGUCGUUGCUGCCAUUGUGAUGAUUUGCAGCUCAUCCUUAACCUGAUCCAUGAUCCAUGGUCCGUAUUUCAUUCUCAGUAUUUUUCAUUUUUGCAGUGCAGUUUGACAGCUUCAAAGUCGUAAUCCUCCCUUUCGUCCUCUUUUCUAUGUUUGGGUGUCAUUCAUAAAGCUGUCAGGACAGGGAUACUGAUCAGGUUCAAGUCGAUUAACAAAAACGCUGAAAGAUGAAAUAAUUCUUAAAAGUGAUUCAGUGAUCCAAGUGACAAAUUUGCCAAAUAAUUAGAUAUAGUAUCUAAAAAAACGAUGAUAUAUUAACUUAAAUUAAAGUUUUUUUAUAUAUAUUUAAAAGAUAGUGUAGUUUUAUCUCUGAACGCAGUUUUAAAAUGAGCUUUUAUAUUAAAAAAAAUAAGAUUCAAGGCUUUACACUCUUACAAACAGAUCAGUAGUCCUGCGCUCUAGAGCUUUAUGAAUGCACAACUAGUAGUUCUUACUUUGCCUGUUUUUUUUUGCCUCUGUUUCCCAUAAUGCACCCAGCAAGAACAGAAACUCUGUGGCCUAUGCGACCCAGAAGUCUUGGCUGCUUAACGCUACAGUGGAGGAAAACAUCACCUUUGGAAGCCCCUUCAAUAAGCAGAGGUAUGAACUCCACAGGGAGUAGCUAUUUACAAAGUCGAGGAGUACGAAUACACUUCAUCCAUUCUUGUGUUGAUGCUUUAAUCACUUCUAAUCUCAUUCAUCAUAGGUUCAUAUGCGAACAUCUCACUCUGCAUUUAUUUCUUGUUAAUUUGCAGACUGUGGAGGUCACUGAGAUCUAUGAUAUGAUGAAAACGACUUGAGCUUUACCUCUUUUUCUGAUGAUAAUGUUAUGUUUUUCAGGUACAAAGCAGUGAUUGACGCCUGCUCUCUGCAGCCUGACAUCGACCUGCUGCCUUUUGGAGACCAGACUGAGAUCGGAGAGAGGGUAUGGAGAUGUUAAACUUUUGGCUUGAUUGACAGAGUAAUGCAAUAUAGCUUUUCAAAAUUCUAAAAAUGCUCUAUUCCUUGUGUUUUUUAAAAUCAGGGCAUCAAUCUAAGCGGAGGUCAAAGACAGAGAAUCUGUGUGGCCAGAGCUCUCUACCAGAAUACCAACAUUGUCUUCUUGGUGAGCUUUACACAUGCACUACAUGUUUGAGAUAACUCCUCAGUCAUAAAGGGAGUGUCUAUACAAUGUUUUUGUAUGAAAAUCAGAAUUAGAUUAAGUAACACCCUUUCUUUACUGGAUUAGAGUGAACUCCUUCUUGUUUCUUUAUGAUAAAACAGAUAAAACUUGUUGACUUUUGGGAUGAGGAGGUGCCCGUCUCUUUUUCACUCCUCUCUCUGCCUUGCCGUCAUGUGUUUUUCUUCCUAAGUCAUCACCUAAUUUCCUCUUGAAACCACAAUCUCUAAUUGGUUAUCAAGCAUUUAUUCACUUUAAAAGCUGUCAAUGACAUUCCUUUAUACAUUCAUCACACUCUGUAAUGUCUGAAGCAGUAAAAAAGAGGGAAUCGUGCUGUAUAAUAAGGAUGGGAUGUUUUCUUUGUUAGAUUUAAUUCAUUGGGAAGUGCGGAUGCUCAGGCCCUUAUAUCUCGUCACAAGAUUGUAUUUUAUCUCAUCAUCUUACACGCUCAUCAUAAAAUACAUCAAUUAAUCAUUGCCAGAGCCCCAUUAGCACAUUAUAGCUCAUGCUUUAACAUCGACGCGCUCAGCAAUAGAGACAUUAAUGGGAAUAGGCAGAGGGUUAAGUGUUCAUUGGUAAGCCAUCCUCAGAAAAUCAAUUUCAUAUGAGGAUGUUACAGACAAUCAAUGUUUCCGGGGAAUAACUUAAGAAGAGGAGAGGCUCAUCAGGUGAAACUUGCACAUUUAGGUUGUUUUUUAAAAACUGGUUUAGAGAUUGUGUUUCAACUUUUGUGUGCAUGUGAAAAGCAGCAGCAAAGACCCCCAGGGCACAGGACAGAGAGAGCACUACAGUAACAACAAGUCAGAGAAGUUUUUAAAAGGUAGAGCCAGUUGUUUUCACCUUUCAUUAUGUAAGUCUGGGACACCAAUAGAGCAACUUUGCAUGACUUGAAGCCCAAAAAAUCUAAAUUUGUCCUGUAGUGCCAUCGUUAAAAACACCAUUCAGCCUCUGCGGAAAGCAUUUCAUUUUGGCUGCUUUUUCCAGUAUUUGAAUUUGGACCCAGCUUGUGGGUGUUACUUUUUACACAGUUCAUCUGAAGCUAGGCGUUAGCACCCACUUAGCUCCCUGUGUAGCCAUGUUUGAAUAUGUUUAAGAGGCUGUAUGUGUUCCUUGUAUUUCUUCUUUAUUUUACACUGAGGACUGUGUGUAAUAACUUCUUUAACUUACACUCUGUAGGACGAUCCCUUCUCAGCUCUGGAUAUCCACCUGAGCGAUCACUUGAUGCAGGAGGGAAUCCUCAAGUUCCUGCAGGAUGACAAACGAACUGUGGUCCUGGUUACCCAUAAACUUCAGUACCUCAUACACGCAGACUGGGUGAGAAUCUCAAACUUUUCACAGUAGACUGUAGAAAGAGAUGGAUGACAUGGCAGCUCCCAAAAAGUGAAGACAAAAGCUGUCUAUCACUCUUCUUUUUAGAAUCAAAUAAAUUAUUAAAACUAAAUUUGGCAGAAAAGUUAACAUUUGAGCAAAAAUUAAUAUGAAAAGGACCCACUGUAAUGUCUGAAACCAUCUCUUAGAAUAAUUUAUGGUUUUUCUUGUGUCCUACUUGUUAACACAAGGAAGACGGGGCUUAUGAGUUAUACUGCAGCCAGUCAGUAGGGGGAGCUCUGGAUAUUUUGUAGCAUCAGUCUUAAUAUGCAGUCCAUGCUUUACCUUAAAAUCUCUGAGGCUGUUUCAGGACACCUUUCUAUUUUUGUCCAGAUCAUUGCGAUGAAGGACGGCUCUGUGCUGAGGGAGGGGACUCUGAAGGACAUUCAGACUCAUGAUGUGGAGCUUUAUGAUCACUGGAAGACCCUGAUGAACAGACAAGACCAGGAGCUGGAGAAGGUUAACAUCACAUAACUUGUGAUUGUUGACAACGCCGAAAGAGUUUUCUGUGCAAGUGAAAUCAUUUGACGUUUCCCAGGUUAUUUUUUCAUGUUUGUGUGUGUGUGUGUGUGUGUGUGUGUGUGUGUGUGUGUGUGUGUGUGUGUGUGUGUGUGUGUGUGUGUGUGUAUGUGUGUGUGCUGUUUGUAGGACAUUCAGCAGGACAGCCAAACCACCUUAGAGAGGAAAACUCUGAGGAGAGCUUUUUACUCCAGAGAAGCCAAGAACCAGAUGGACGACGAAGAUGAAGGUAGCAGAUUCUGCACAUUCAAAGUCAUAUUAUGAGGCUAAUCCUAAAAUGGAUACUUACAUUAAGUCAUAUUAUUCCACGGUAUGUGCAAAUCAGUCUUUCAGUUGGAGCCAAGGCUUUGUCACUGUCUAAUUGUUCAAAUUGUGGCCUCCCUUUUAGCACAGGCUGUAUUUUGUAUUAGGUUGGCGUGGAUUAUAGUUUAUUCCUUGUUUUAUUUCACCAGAGGAGGAAGAGGAGGAGGAAGAGGAUGAUAACAUGUCAACAACCACCAACAGAAGAUCCAAGAUCCCAUGGAGGGUAAUCAAAAAUCCUUCAGGAUCAAUCACAAGUUUUUGGAUAAUGUUUUUUUUGUUAUUCCUCUUUAAAUCAAUCAACUUUCCUUUCAUUUGCUUUUUUUUAUGCAAAUGUCAACCUGACCCCUUCAGGUGUGCUGGUGUUACAUGUCCUCUGGUGGGUUCUUCAUGGUGUUCCUCAUGGUCUUCUGUAAACUUCUCAAACACUCUGUCAUAGUCGCUAUCGACUUUUGGUUGGCCAUGUGGACUUCCUACAACAACAGCACAACAACUGACCCAGAGGUACUGUCAGACAUUGUUUGUACAGAUUUUCAAAGGGUGCUGAAUUGCAAGUUUGACUGUAUGUGUGUGUGUGUGUGUGUGUGUGUGUGUGUGUGUGUGUGUGUGUGUGUGUGUGUGUGGGUGUUUUACACCUACAGAAAGAAUCCUACUACGUUCCUGUAUUCAUCAUCUUGUGUUCGGCUGGUAUCACUUUGUGCCUCAUUACUUCCCUCACUGUGGAGUUUCUGGGUCUUUCUGCAGCAACUAACCUGCACCACAAUCUGCUCAACAAGAUCAUCCACGCUCCUAUCAGGUACACACCCAAACUAAGAAGCAAAGGUCCACUCUUGAAGUUUUAAAGUUCUCUAUUUCCUUACGUUUGUGUUUUUGUUCAACUCCUAUAUUAUCUUGAAAGGCACUACAAAAGUAUUAAUUAAAUAAGUGUUUUAUAUGUUGUGCUUUAUGCAGUAAUGUACUGUAUCUGCCACACAUUGGGUACACUUGUGCAAUCUAAGGCAAUCCAGUACAACAACUGUACCAUAAAUUGUACUUUCAGGAAGCUCAUUUCAUGUUAUAUCACAUCAUAUUGUUUUCUGUUGUUUUGUAUAUAGUAUCAUAUAUGUUCUUAUCUUGUAUUAUCUUGUGUUAUCGUAUUUUAUCGUAUCGUAUCGUACUGUAUCGUAUCGAAUCGUACCGUACCGUACCGUACCGUAUUGUAUCGUAUCGUAUUGUAUCGUAUCGUAUCGUAUCGUAUUGUAUUGUAUCGUAUCGUAUCGUAUCGUAUCGUAUCGUAUCGUAUCGUAUCGUACCGUACCGUACCGUACCGUAUCGUAUCGUAUCGUAUCGUAUCGUAUUGUUUCGUAUCGUAUUGUUUCGUAUCGUAUUGUAUCGUAUUGUAUCGUAUUGUAUCGAAAGCCCAGGACAGGACAGGACUUAGGAAGAAAUUCAGUACAGCUAUAACGCUUUGUUUAUCGGCUACAAAUACAAGAUUCACUUUCUGUACGCUUCCCAUGUCCCCAGUUGCCUGAUUUGUUUUUUUGAUUUUUUUUUUUCUUUUUGUGUUUGUAAGUUAUUAACAGGACUAAUCACCACUGCAGUUUGCUAUAAGAUAAAUUAACUUUUUUUGUCUUUUAGGUUCUUUGACAUCACCCCACUGGGUCAGAUCCUCAACAGAUUUUCAGCUGAUACCAACAUCAUUGACCAAGUAUGUACACUUUUUUUUAUUUCUCCUUAGACACACUGAGAAAUUGUAACUAUUUCAUGAUUAUUUUUAAGUGAGUGUUUCAUGUAUUUCUAGAUGUAAGAAUAAAUUAACACACUUUGCCUCUUUCUUCUCUUCUUCUUUAGCACAUUCCUCCAACACUCGAGUCUUUGACCAGAUCCACGUUGCUCUGUUUGUCGGCCAUCGGGGUCAUCUCCUCCAUCACACCAGCUUUCCUCAUCGCUCUGGUUCCUCUGGCAGUCACUUUCUACUUCAUCCAGAAGUACUUCAGGGUGGCGUCAAGGUGAGACAGCAGGAACAUUCUUGUAGUUAGACUCCAUUACGUUUACUUUUUGUACUCAGGUAAAUCUGGGAAUGUAGGAAGAUGCAGAGAAGAAGGAACAGGAGGCAAACUAAUUCAUUUGAAGUGAUUUAAAGCUAGUAGACUCCUCUUACAGUGUUGAAUUCUUCUGCUGUAUCUUUGAAUAACAAAGAUACUGAUUGUGUAUAUGACAUAUGUGAAAAAAUAAGCAUAAGCAACAGUGUGUACUCUAUAAAUGAUACACAUCUCCUCAUUCUCAGAGACUUGCAAGACCUGGAUGACUCCACUCAGCUCCCUCUGCUCUGCCACUUCUCUGAGACGGCUGAAGGUCUCACGACAAUUCGAGCCUUCAGGUACAGACUCGCACACUCACAGUAUAACACACCGACUUGUUUUUGUCACCUUGUGGCUGUUAAAAUAGAACAGGAGCAGCAGCAUUGCCCUGUGCCUUCACCCUCUUUCCCAUCGCUGCUGUAAUCCAACAUUAAACCGCUCUCAUGCUAUUUUUUCUCGUCUUCUCCCUCCGGGCUUCUUUGUCUCCACACACAAAUAUAUACAACACUGAUGGACUCACAAGCACACACAGACACACACACACGCAGAUACAGGGAAUAUGAGCAGUGAUGUGGUUUGUUGCACGUUUUCAUUAUCAGCUGGUCUCCGUGGAAACAUGGUCUUGUUCAGAAAGUAAAUAAGGAAAGUGGGUUUUUUCAUCCUUUAGAAUAAUUAUUUACUUUUUGUUGUUGUUGUUAUUUUUUACAUUUUACAUCUUGCUUGCACUUAUCUCAGUUUGUUUAAUUAUCACUCCCUUUUGGGUCCAAACAGGAUGCUUGAGGUUAAAAAGAUCAAGAUUUAAAAACUCAGAUGAAGUAAGAAAAUAAAUUGAGAAAAAACAAGAUAAAAAGAGUUUAAAAAAAGGAUCAAACAACAUAAAAAAGGGAAAGAAGGGCCCAUGGAGUUAUUUUGACGACCUUUGGGAUUUAAUGUGUAGUUGUGUUUUUGUUUCAGACAUGAAGCUCGUUUUAAGCAACGCAUGCUGGAGCUCACGGACACCAACAACACAGCCUACCUGUUUCUGUCCGCUGCUAACCGCUGGCUGGAGGUCCGAACGGUGAGAAACUAUUUUAUUAUACCAUCUUACAGUAAAACUGAAUGCAUGCAGCAGAUCAUUCAGAUGCUCAUUACAAGAAUAAAAACUGUAUGUGGGAAAGAAAAGAUCGCAAAUGAAAUGGCUCACCUCUCUCUGUUCAGGACUAUCUGGGAGCGGUGAUUGUGCUGACAGCAGCAGUCGCCUCCAUAUAUAGUUCAAGUCCAAACUCCGUCAACGGCCUGGUGGGCCUCGGACUCACCUAUGCCCUCACUGUGAGUUUCCUCUGCGGGGUUUAGUUUUCAUAGGACCUGAGACUGGGUUUGUUGAGGGUUUUAAUUCAAGACUGUGUAAUGUGUAGUGGAGUCUGGGUCAGCUCACACUUGAUUAUAAAAAGAGAAGUAGUUAGAGAGAGGCACUUAACAGCAGCGACCUCUCCGGACCAAAGUCAGUUUGAGAAGAACUGACUGAUCAUCCUCCACUCCAGAGGAUAGGGACCACCCAGCUUGUUUUCAGCAAAUCCAGCAUCCCUGGUAUGAGGAUCAUGAGUUUUCCAUGGCAUGGGUAGCUUUCACAUCUGUAAUGACUCUAUUAAUGCUGAACAUUAUGAACAUCUUCAUUUUAAUCCAUGGUGAAAGAGUUCAGUCACCUCGUUCACAUUAACCCCAGAGUCUCUUUGUGGGUCAUUAUCACCAUGAUUAACACUGAAGAUAUCAAUACUACCUUAAAAGUGAGACCCUGACAUGGUCCAUUUGUGCGUGAUAAUGUAGGUCACCAACUACCUGAACUGGGUCGUGAGGAACCUGGCAGACCUGGAGGUCCAGAUGGCAGCUGUGAAGAAGGUCAACAGCUUCCUCAGCACUGAGUCCGAGAACUACGAAGGAUCCAUGGGUAACUGAGUCUUUCAUUUACGAGAGCUUUAGUGAUCUGACUGGUUUUAACCACACUGGGUACUAGAUAUAGAUGAGAAGCAUCUCAGUCAUGUCUUCUCCACAGUGAGUGAUGGUGCUCGUGGGAAAUGCAGUCUUCAUCUUAGAAAAACAUUGCUGUUUUUGUCGAAAGGGACCACCAGAAUGAACGCAACUUCAAAACUCUUCACAGUGCCUUCAAAGAGGACUCGAAACUAAAGAUCAAGACCCGACACUUAUCAGGAAAAUGCUUACUAUGAGAACAAGUCAACGGAGAAGUGGGCUCAUUUUCUCAUAGACCUCUAUGCCAACAAGCCCCCUUAUGUGGAGUCAGAAAAACAUUUAACCAGUGAUAAACGGAUUUGACUUUUAAGUUCAAAGAGAUGAGGAUGAGUCCAGAUUUGUUGAACAGAACAGAAUAACCUGCUCAGAUCAUAAACCAGCAAAACACGGGGUCAGUGCAUGUGCAUGUUUUUGUGAGAAGUGAACAGGUUUGUAUGUGUGCAGCUUUAUCUUUUGUUUUGGAGCCCACGAGCUGUGUUUUAAGUUUAUGGGAUGUGCUGUUGCUGUGGUGAAAUACAAACUCAGCUUGCGUCUCGUUCUGGCAAGGCACACUGCUAAAUAUUUUAGCUUCGACCAGUUUUUUUUUGUAACAAAGAUUACUGUUGUUUAUGAAGGACAAAGCUAAUCUGACUCGACCAAGUGUUCGCACAAAAAAGGGAAACUCUGCCAGAGAAUCCGCCACCAGGACAGCGCGGCUAUUUCUGGAAAAGGAUAAUUGAGAAGAAGAAAAGAAGAAGACAAAUCCCCAUACUAAAAUACGAAAAGAGGACAUUUAAGUUCAUUGAGGAUCAUUUGUCUGACUCGUCCUAACCUUGAAGUUUACAGUAACCAGUGAAACCAUAAAACAAACCAAAAACCUCCUGAGUGACUGAGAACAGAAAGAUUCCUCCUCUCUGACAUCAUGGAAGCUUCCAGAGGACUGAUAAACUUUCUUCAAACCGAGGGAGGAACAAACUAAACCGAGCCAGCAGCAGAGCUAUGAUGAGCUUAUCUUUCCUUUGUAGUAAUAUUGCAGCACGUAGACCACAGAGUUUGUACAACGCAGGGAUUUCUUCAGCCUGCAACAGUCGUGUGUUAUCUGAUUUAGAGGCGGGGGAGGGUGCUUUGAAAAUUUUCACAGGGAUUUUUUUUCAUCAAUUUAUCAAAAUCUAGUGAACUGCAGUCAGCUGCUAGGAUGAGCAAGAAGAGGAUUAUUGUAGGAUUAAACAUUAUAUGAUGAAUAAACAGACAAACACAAGGGUCAUCUAACAAACAUCCCCUUUCCCUGAAAACCGCGUCUACUGCUGGAUAUUCCUGUUACUGUGCUUAAAUAACAAAUUCUGGAGCUAAAGAUGUUGAGGAAUAAAAAGUAAAAAGAGAAUAAGUUAAAUGAACUACUGUAUGUUAGGAAAAGUACAAAUGUAGACAAGUCGCUGAAAACUGAAAUAGUCCAUAAAAGAGAAGAAUUUAAACUUUAUUUAAACUUUAACUUAGUUUAAACUGAAUUUAAACAUCACAGAAAUAUAUUUCAUAAAGAAAACAACUAGAAGAGGAGAGUGCUAAUUCAAAAUGAUGAGAGUUUCUGAAUGUGGUCUAGAAAUGGUCCCCAGAUCUUUUCGAAUUUUCUGUCAUUGCCUGCAACCGAGAAAAAAAUGGAUUAUUUUUUAAUGUUUUUUUAAAUUUUAUUUUGAGGUUUGAUAUUUUUGUUUUUGUUGUUUGUGGAGUGAAAUAUUUCAAACCCUUUCUAAAAAUUUUGGCUCAUGAAACAAGAAAAUGGAGGAUUUAAAGGGAAUUUUUAGGGUCAAACACACCAUAAUACCGAGUCAGACACCCCGUCUAGAGAUGAAUGUUGCCAACCGCUUACUUCUCUAGUUAUACCAACUUAAAUAACGACCGCACGAUAGCAAUACACAGCGGUCUGAGGAGCCAUAAACAAACCUCGACCAAAAAGCCACUCUAUAGCCACAAAUAAUGCUCAGAACAUCACCUAACUCCAUCAUAUAGGGUCCCAGCCACAGCACUAGCCACUGCAUUUAUUGCAUUUAUUUCAGGUGUCUAACUUGGUGUUACAGUGUUUGACCCUAACUUAAUUUUACGCUGGAAUAUCCCUUUAAGAUACAGAAAUAUGAAACGUCUGAUAAGUAUGUUCACUCAUUUACAUUGGUUUGGUGCCGUCUUAAUGAAGAAUCACUGCAUCACUGCUAAACGACAUGGAGGCCAGUAGCAUGCAGGUCUCCUGAGGUGUUUUCGAAGCACAGAUUACACUGAUAGGAACCUUUAGCUCGACUGUAUCUUAGUCAGGUGUUUCCUGUCUUUGUCUUGAUAAAUCAGGUGAGUUAGCUGACCAAUGAAGCUGGUUAACAAACCACUGGGCUGCAGAAACUUUAGAUUUCACUUCAUGCUCUUUUGCUUCAGUGGUAUCAUGACCAUAAGUUUGCAUUGGCAGUGUUGGAUCAAAGCAGCCUUUAAUGUUACAGCUGGUUUAUAUUUCUACUUUGUUAUGACUUUGUCUUUAUGGUCUAUACGUUCCCGUUUACAUGAACCAGGACUGAAGCGCACACAGUUGGCAGAUAGUUAGUGUUCUGCUUUAUAUGGUAUGGUCUAUGAACUACACACAUGUCUGUCCUCUGCUGUUGUCUGAUCUAACGUGGAAUAAACCGUUCUGUUUCUCUCCCUGCAGACACCUCUCAGGUGCCCGAGAACUGGCCUCAGAGUGGUGAGAUUAAGAUCCAGGACCUGUGUGUGCGUUACGACCCCAUGCUCAAACCUGUGCUCAAACACGUCAAUGCGUACGUCGAACCUGGACAGAAGGUAAUUUACACAGAGCUGUGAAGGGAACAGAGCAGAGAUCGACUGAUCAGGGAGGAUAAAUAAAGUAGAAUUUGACUUUGAAAAUGUAAAAAGAGAUAAUGAACAGUAUUUUAUUUUUAUCAUGGCUGUUAGUACUGUCAGUAAUCUUCCCCAUGACAUAUUUCCAGCAUUUAUUCGCACCAUUUUUUUCAUCAGUUCAUCAGAAUUUUUCUCAUCGAUUCAACAAAAUCAGUUAUUAAUAUUUUCAUUACAGGGACAAAUUAAAUUAUUGCUUAUCAGGUGAGGGUCUAAAUGUAUGAAUUGUACUUGUUUAUUGACAUUUGGUCAUCAUUUAGUAUGUGCACACGUGCGACUUAUUAGGUUGGUAAGCCACCAAUUACACAAAAAUUCCUGCGAAGGUAAAUGUCUUUCAAGCACGGUAUUUAUCAAUGUACUGAUGCAGCUAUAUAAUGUUAUGUCAUUCACACUCUGUUGUCGGGAACACAAGGAUCUCACAUCACACUGAAAUCACAGAGAGGUGGCACAUCUAUAGGCAGAGGGGAAUGUUCAAUACAGGAAGAGACAAACACGUGUGUCGUUCAUAACAGAGGACUAACAGGAGAAUUGGAGCUCAGGGAUGUUGAGUUUUGUGUUAGGGAUAUUCUAUAGCUACUUUUUUUCACUGUGCUGGUUAUGCAUUAGUUAGAUCAUGUCUUCAUGUUGAUAAAUAUCCCAAAACCUUCAACAGGGUUAGAGCCAAGUGAGGAAGCAGCUCAGAGAAUCGUUUGGGAGGAGUUACCUGUUAUUUGAUGAAACUGAAAGUUUGAUUAUUACGACAGAAAGAUGCAUGUGAAAGAUAUAAUCCCACUGGCUGUUCUGGGCAAAUAAUAGUUGAUGGGAAUUUCCCCCAAAUUAAAACCAGGUCACUUCACUCUAGGUCUAAACGUACUAUAAAAGCAGUGUGACUUGUAGGUAAAGAGUUUGAUGCAUGAAUUGGAGAACUAAGGCUGCAAACAGUCCUGUCUGUCUCUUCCUGUAAACAAUUGCAGGUUCUUUUUUCCAGUCUCUUCUACCUACACUUCCUUUCAAGUAAUAGAUAUUUGGAUCAUCUUUGACUGCUCUGAUUCUUCAGAAAUCUGGCUUCAUCUUCUCUAGGUCCUGUUUACAGUUCAAUAUGUUUAUCAAAAAUACUAUUUAGAAAAUUUUCCAUCAAUUUUUGUCUUUUUGUUAUCAAAUUCCUCUUGUGGUGAAGAGUUUGUUCAGAAUUAUUCCAGCUUUAGACAGUUGUAAAUAUGAAUGUUAGAUGUACGUAUCAGUUUUGUAGUGGUCUGCAGUCUGACGUUGUUCUACAGUGAACGUCACUGAACUUAACAUGCACGGUUUGGAAUUUCAGUAGCUUGUAAAAAGCUGCAGUUUCUGUUUAAAUGUGGUCUUUUCCUUUAAACUCACAGCCAGGUGCCUCCAUUAAACUGCGAGUUGACACCUGAUGACCAAACACCAUCCACACUCAGCAUGUACCCGACAAUCUGUUAUCACUGAAGUGUCUAAAGUCACGUUCGGGUGUCACUCCAUUUUCUCCUCUUCCUGUUAGGUGGGAAUCUGCGGACGUACGGGCAGCGGGAAGUCGUCUCUGUCUUUGGCUUUUUUCAACAUGGUGGACAUAUUUGAAGGUGGGCCUGUGUCCCAUCACACUGUUUUACACACACACACAGUUUCCACGACUUUCAUCUUUGGUUUCUAUUCCUGCCUUCUCUCAUCUCUCUUUGUCUUUCACUGUUUGAGUUUGUUUAAGUUUCAUUUAAGUGAGUGACUCUCAAGGUAAUCUCCAGUGGGUUUGAGGAUAACACAGACGGAGUUCCCUUAAGGUUUUUACCUCAAAUAACUCUGAAGUGAAAGCGUCAUUUAACCCACAGAAACAAAACAAAAAUUAAUUUAAACUCUUUAUUUCAUUCAAAUUGAGUUAUUUGUCUGAUGAUCUGAAAAAUCCACAUGCAGCACUGAGUUUUUUAAUCUAGACUAAGACAGGAACCUCUUUGUAUAUCAUAACGACAAAUCCUCUGUAGCCCCAGCCUCAUCUUUUAAUGAUUUUAAUGAAAACCAAUAAUCUGAAAUGCAAGAAGAAAUUCAAAUUUUCAGACUAAUUUGUGACAGUGAGAAAACCCAAAGAUCAGAAUAAACAGAGACUCUGUUUGGCUCUGAAGCACUGCUGGCAGCCACUCAGUCAUCUAGAUUACCUUCUAAAGAUCUCCCCUGUGAUCUUUAAAACUCCUCUUUGUAAUAGCAGUGUGUGUUUAUGUUAGAGAAAUAUUUAUUCUACCGCCUCUCUUUAUAUUUCAGCUCUUUUCAAACUCCCCUGUAGGUCUCUGAGUAAGAAUCUUAAAGGUGAGCUGUUUUACUUGUAAAUUCCCCACAAGAGGACCUGAAGUGGACUCUUGUAUCAGAGGGUGAAAAUAACAACAUACUGACUGAGAGACAUGUCCCACUUCCUCGCGGUCAUUUCCAGGCUCUGGUUCAUAUUUCUUUACAGGCAGCAGUUAUAAAAGCCUUAAACCUGUCGUCUUUUAUUUAUCGCUUUUUCAAAGCGUAAUGGUAUCAUUCUGCUUUCAGUCUGGAUGAAGAUGACAGCUCCCAGACCGAUUACUCGGACAGAGAUGAGAUUACACAGUCACUUUUUCCAUACACUCACACACUUAGUGUACACACAGCUGGACGGGUCUUUCAUUUAACAGUAAAUUAAGAAGAGUGUCAGCAGCAUGUCCUUAUAAAGCAGUAAAAUAAAACCAGGGCUGAGUCCUGAUGAUGGCUCUUCUCACUGAGCUGUACAGAGAAUAUCCUGGAUUUUACAGCCUGAGAAAUGAAAUAUCAUGUUCAAGGAGUGAAAUGAGAUUUUUUUUUUUAGAGGUACAAGUUAAAUUCAAAGGGAGAUUUUGAUGCUGAAAGGCCAAGAGUCGACCUUUUUUUCUAGAUAUUUUGCAAAAAUCUGUCCAGAUUCUGUUUGUGGGGUUUGUCUAUCAUUUGCAUUUUCAUCAGUGGAAGCAAUCAAACGUCAGUUAAGUGCAGCUUGUUGAUUAUUGUUGAUCAUUUCUUCAUGGAAACUCAAUCAGACCGAGACGUGAAGGCAGAAGAACUACAGCGUCUGCAGUGCAAAAUGAUUAUUAUGGUGAUUAUUACUUCAAGGAAAUGAUAAAGUAAUGAUCAUAAAUGUUCUUCCUUGAGCUGUGUCACCCCACUGUAGUCUGUAAUAGACUGGCCUGAGGUCUUGCUACAAACAAAACUCUUUGCUAAAGAAAUCAGGAAAAGUUAUAAAGAUGUUUUGUGGCUAGCUACCCUAUAUGUACUGUUGAUGAAGUUAGGUGCUGUUCUGAACAUGAUUUGUGGCUAUAGAGUGGCGUUUAGGUUGAGGUUUGUUUAUGGCUCCUCAGACCGCUGUGUAUUGCUAUUGUGCGGUCGUUACUGCAACAUUCAUCUCUCGAGGGGGUGUCUAACUCGGUGUUACAGUGUGUUAGACCCUAAAUUAAUUUUACGCCGGAAUAUCCCUUUAGGUUUAAUUUGCCCCCCGGAAAACUUUAAAGUCUCAUGAUGUUUUUUUGUUUUUUCUUCACUCACAGGAAAGAUCGUCAUUGAUGGCAUCGACAUCUGCAAGCUUCCUCUGCAGACGCUCAGGUCGAGGAUGUCCAUCAUCCAGCAGGAUCCUGUCUUAUUUAGCGGAUCGAUCAGGUACAAGAACACACACACAGGCAAAGCUAAGCUAACGAUUGGUGUUGUGAAGGAAACCAGAUCAGCAGCUGGUCCCCUGUUGUGCAUAUGACAGUUAGAUUUUUUGUUUUGGCCCGGGCGGCCACAGGAUCUCCAAAACUGCAGCUUAAUCCUGUAUCAUUAUCACAUGCCGUUAAGUCCUUAUUCUUAUAAUCUUAGGCUUUAAGUUUAUUUUCCCAACAUGUGACUUCUAAUAAUAUGACUCCACUAUGAAUUAAUUGUCAUAAUAUUACAACUAAUUCUGAUACCACAGUGACUUUGCAGACUCAUAGUUGGCCGUUUCAAUGUUGAAACAACAGACUUAAAGAUGAACAGGACGGUUAAAAAAAGUAAACCUCUAAACGAGCCGAAACCAAAGUCUUUCAACAGGAGAAUAAAUAUGUGAGAGAACAGAAAUCUGUCCUGAGACCGGCUGAUCACAUGACGACACUCAGUCCCAGCUGUGGGGUUAGUGGUUUAAAACUCAGUGGGAACUCUGACUGGGACCUAAUCUGACUUUAGUCACAGACGUCAUGGGCUGAGGAGGUCGCUUUCUGUCGUUCACACACACUCACACACACAGCAUCUGUGUGUUUGUGUUAGGAAAAGAGACAGUGACUCUGUGUUUGUUAUAAAAGACAAAGAGCAUGUGCUGUUUGUUUGGACAGAUACGCCGCUCUCGAUAAUGAGUGUGUCUGCAUGUGCGUGUGUGAGAGAGUAAGAGCAGGAGAGUGUGUGUGUUGGCAUUUUAAAACAGCUCUUGUUUAUGUGGACGUCAGCCUGAGGUGAAUGGUCGACAGUGACUGUUUCUCGCUGUUAUCUUAGAUGUUGCUGUUAUAUUAUAGCACAGUUUGACUGGAAAACACACAGAUUUGGUUACACUAUAACUCAAAUUUCUCACUUCACGCACUCUUCUCUAAAAAUCUCAUUUAAGCAGCAGAAUCAGAGAAUUCCCAUAAGAAGAAAACUUGCGGGUCUCACUGUUUUCUUUCACUUUAAAGUGUCAGAUAUGUUAAUCACACCAUUUAAUGUCUUAUCCAGGGGGAUUUGCUCGUACAAAAAGCUUCUUUUACAGAACUAAGCCUGAUAUAGUAAACUGUUCACUUAACUCGGACACACAUUCCUCCUUGUUUACUUCUUUGCAUCUGAGAUCUCGACCAAACACUGGCUUCUUUUCUGGCAUUUUUAGCCCCGGCGUUCUUAACUCUUACCGCAAAUGAAGAUCUAACUGCGAAAAACACAUGAUGCUGCCGCCCGAGGAUUUGUGAGAUUCAGUGUGUUUGAAAGAAAAUCUGUGCAAGCUGAUAAAGACAAUGGACCUCUGGUUCGAGACUUAAGCUCAUCUUGUUCUUAUCUUACCAGCGCAGUAAAUCAGAGAAUUAGUUAUGGCGGUGAUCUCAAAAAAUCUGCAGACCUUCGCAGAAGAGCUGAGGUGUAAAUUGUGUCGUCUUGUUGCAGGUUCAAUCUGGACCCAGAGAAAACCUGCACCGAUGAUCGACUCUGGGAGGCGCUGGAGAUCGCUCAGCUGAAGAACAUGGUGAAAACUCUGCCUGGAGGACUAGGUACUAAUUCUGCAACUGAGGACGUAUUUUAAAUGAUUUGAUUGAUUUUGUCUUUGCAAUGAUAAACUGAUAUUUCACAAGUACUGAGGCUUAACAGCUCAUAAUGUGUUCACAAGAAAUUAGUUUAAACACACCAUUAAACAUCUAAUAUCAAGCCAUAUUUAUGUCCCGACGUGAUAACCAAUCAGAAAGCGAGCUGACUUAAAAAGAAGCUCAAUAAAUGCAGCCAUGGCAACGAUAGUAAAUUCUAAGCAUGAAUGGAGAUGGGCGUCUUAGCAGGAGUGUUUAUAUGACAUGUCAAACAUGCCACAACCAAAAUGAGGAGGGGAGGAGUUCAGUCAAAGUGUUUGUUUGUGUUCAGACGCGGUGGUGACAGAAGGAGGAGAAAACUUCAGCGUGGGUCAGAGGCAGCUCUUCUGUUUGGCUCGAGCCUUCGUCAGGAAGAGCAGCAUCCUCAUCAUGGAUGAGGCCACAGCGUCUAUAGACAUGGCCACGGUGGGUUUGAGACAUCGGAGAGCUUUGUUGUUUAUCCUCAAUGGAUUCAUGUUGUCAGGAAUGUAGAGGCGUCUGUAUUUAUAGACACACACCUGACCCAUCAACACUUUUUCGAUUCAUUUCCGCUUGUUUCACUCUCCAAAAACACUUUUAAUAUAUCUUUUCUUUUUUUUCUUUGCAGGAAAACAUCUUACAAAAAGUGGUGAUGACUGCGUUUGCAGACAGAACAGUCGUUACAAUCGCUGUAAGUUUUCCUCAUCAGUCCGUUGAUUUUAUUAUCUAAAAUAAAGCGAAUAAAAACAUUUAUUCAGACCAGACCACCGACUGAAUCCAGUCCUGCAGGUAGCUGAUUUAUCAGGGUUUGUUCUCUGCUGAUAGAUGCAGAUUUCUGUUUCUCUUUUGGCUUCAUGUUCAUCUAUUGCAUUAAAUCCCCUUUAAGGAUGCAUCAGACUUUUUUAUCCUUUACCUGCAGCUUUUCCUCUUUCCAAACCCACUGCUUUUCCUCACAGUUACUCAUACACCUGAUAUUCCAAAUGCACUCCGUGUUUUCAGUGUGAAGUCAGCCCUCCUCAGUAUUUCCUUCACUUAUCUGCUCUCUGUUUCUGACUUUGUGUCUCUGUGGUUCUGUCUCGUCCUGUGUUUGUUCUUUACUUUCUUUCUAACCCUCUUUCUACUUUCUUACUAACCCUCCCUCCUUUUGUGUUUUCAUUUCGGUCUUUCUUCUAUACUUCCUUUGUGCUUUCUAUCUCCUCCUCCACAUGCUUUCUCUUUGUCUUGUCUUUCUUCCUUUCCUUUACCCUUCCCUCCUUUUCUUUCUUUGCCUAUUUCCUCUCUUCCCUCUUUGUCCUGCUUUCUGUCCUCCGUCCUGCCUUCAGCACCGUGUGUCCUCUAUCUUGGACGCCGAGCAGGUGUUGGUCUUCUCUUCAGGGAUCUUGGUGGAAAAUGAAUCGGGUCCUAACCUGCUAGCACAAGAGGAGAGCCUCUUCAGUGUGUUAGUGAGGACUCACAAGUAGACCCAGAUCAGCACCGUCUGUCCUCUCUUUUCUACUCUCUCUCUCUCUCUGUCUUUUCCUGUUCCUUUCUUUUUUCUACCUUUUUUCCUGGCUGAGUCUGGGUCUGCUGAAGCCUUACUGCCACUGACAGCCUGGUUGGUAUCAAUGAAGACUACUGCAUGCUGUUUCUUAGAUACUUUAUGUACCAUGCAGUGCAAAUUGGGCCUCUCUGUACCAACUUUGCAGGGUUUUCAGGGUCAGAAACAUAGAAAUAGAGCAUGCAAAAUGAUUUUCAUAUGCUUGGAUUCACAAUCAUGCCACUUGUUUGGGGAAGGAUAGAGGAACAGGGGUACAUUUCUUCAUUAAAUUCUGUGAACUGAAGCUUGCCUUUUUCAUACAGAGAGGUUUAGCUGUGCUGUUCAGUUAGAUUGUGGAUUUUAGUCAUUUUGUUGCCAAAUUCAACAGCCAAGGUCUCAAACUGUUGUACUUUACUGUCACCCUAAAAACAGACAAGGUUUUCUUCUUAAAUAAACCAAACCUAGUCUGUAAAACCUGAUUGGCCUGAAACAGAAAACCCAACAUUUUGGAUAGCAUUUUAUCCUCAAACUGCUUGGGCACAUAUUCAGGUUUCACCUUUAGUUACAGACAAAAAAAGGGAAAAUGCAACAAUUACAAUAUGAUGAUAGCCAAGUAGUCCAGGGUAUUACAAAUUUUUCAGUGCCGUGACCCACAAAAUAAUAUAUCCAGAGACUUGACCCCCAGUGGUAUUUGAGGUGGUCAGAUGUUGCUUACGAGUAUAAACUAACCAAUCCAAAAGCAGAAAUUAGAACAAAUCUAAAAAAACAAAACAUCAACCAACCAGCUUAAAGAUGAGGUAGGCAGGAUCUGAGGAAGUGCCAGUUUUUGGGAGAAAUCUUGAAUGUAAACUCUACCCCUCCCAACCAGUUUUCCCCUCAGCUCCUCCUCUCCCCUCCCUCUCUGCUCUAGCAAGCCCCGCCCACAAACAGACGCUCCUGCUCGCUUGUAUCAUUCCAAUUAAAUUCAGAUAUAAUGCAGAUAAAUACUUCAGAUAAUUACAAAUGGGGCCCAGUCAACAUGAUGUAAAAAACAUUGGUGCUACUGUAGAUGCCAACAAUCUACCAGCAAACACAAUGUUUACAGGACUUCUACAACUAGGAUAAAGUGACAUAGUCCAGGACCCGAGUAAAACCUUAAAAAGUAACUGGAUCCUUCACUUUAGAUGAAUGCCUGUGUCCCUCCAGGGUUGGUCAGGCUUUGUUUUAAAUCCCAGAAAGUUCAGACCUAAACUCAAAUGAUCUUCUGCCUCAGAUGUAAACCAUAACAUCAUCUGCAAAAUGACAAACGCUUGAUCAACAAUAAAAAUUAGACAAUGAUCUCCAUGUAGAAUGGCUCAUUUGUUGUUUGUUGGAAAAGGUGAAAAAUGAGCCCACAGAUCAAUACUGAAACCACCAACUAAUCAAUGUACAGGACUUCAAGAACCAAGGGUCUUGACUGUAUCACUGCAAACAUUAAUGAGUGUAAGCUGAGUUUACUUUAAAGGCGUCUGCCACUUUUCUAGGAGGUAAUUCUUGUCAUUUGUGUGUCCCCAGCACCGCGUCCACACCAUCCUAACAGCCGAUCUGGUCAUCGUGAUGAAGCGAGGGAACAUUUUGGAGUACGACAAACCUGAGACUCUUUUGGAGCAGGAGGACGGCAUGUUUGCUUCAUUCGUCAAGGCUGACAUGUAGACGACCAAAGUCAGUCCUCAGGAAGAUGACCGCUGACGGACUGAUCAGACGUUUUUUAUUUUAAUAACAAACUUUUUACUCAAUGAGGUGACCAGACCUCUGUGACACUACAACACUCCAGUGAAGCCAAAAACACACUGAGGGGCGUCUCUGUGUGUUCAUUGGAAGGAGACCUGAUCCAGAAAUAUCAUCUGUUGAUACAUUUGAAAAGUUGUACUUGAAUUUUUCAGACGGUCAGCUGAUUAGACGCUGGCUUUGUUUUUAGACACCAGAUACAUCAUUUAACCAGUAAUCUGAUCAAUUAGAUCUGGAUAUUUAAAGAGUUUUUAUUAUGUUAAAAAUCGACACAUCAUUAGAUUACUGUCCUGAUUGCAGCAGGUAUGAAGAGGUCAAAGAGACUGCAGAAACACACAAAGACAACUCUAAGAGUGAGCGUUCUCUCUUUGAUCCUCUCUGGAUCAUUUAUAAAUGUUAAGGCUAAAACAUACAGGAUCCAUCUUGAGCGCGUAUCAUCAGCGUCGCGGAUCAUGCAGCAAAUAGGUUGCCAUUCUAAUCAACGCAGCAUCGCAUACAGGACGCGUCGCAGCUCCGUAUCAGAAGCAUAUCAAGCACAGCACUGCUAAAGAUACACAACGAGUCUAAUUUGGUGCUCUACACUUUCAAUACACGUCAAUCCACACAGAGAAGAUUAUUCAAGACAGGAUGUCAAGCACGGAAACUGCGCUUGUCAUCUCGUAUUUCAAAAUAAAACACCAUAUGCAGACUCCCGACUGUGUAUCAGUUUGUGUAGAUGAGAAAUACUUCCUGGUUAUGGAUUUAUCAGUAACACAGAAAAUCCGAUGGUCAAUCCCUGAUCCAUGUGGACCCCAACAAGGACUUUAAACUGCUAACUCUGUCUGAAGGUAACAGCACAGCUUAAAGGAACAUAGUUUACUUUAUUAAACACGAGUAAACCUGCAAAAAACAAAACUGUAAAAUCAUGUUGCUUUUUCACAUAUAGUGGAGGCUCAACAGUCACUGAAUUAUAUCCAAAUUAGCAGGAAAUCGACCACAGAAAGGCAAAACAACCUGUUGUGAGCAUGUUGUUUCCUCUAUACUGAGCCCAGCUGACCGGGGCUGCACUACGCUGCUGCUAUGCACCAAAUACAUAUCCUUUGUGCGAUACCCAGAGCUGCUCUACGGUGCAAAUAAAGAACGCGCUCAAUACAGAUCCUGUAUGUUUUCGGCUUUAGAAGUUUAAAAGUCUUUAAUUAUUAUUAUUGUUAAAUCUGACAUUUAAAUCUAUGCACAACACAUAUAACUUUGAUCACUUCUUAUCACUUGUAUUAUGCAAUAGUAGGAGAUAAAGGGACAAGUUUAUAGACCUCUAAAGAUAACUGAAUGAAUGUUGGCUUUGGGUUGUACCAACUGGUCUUUGCUCAUCCUGGUCUUUACUGUGAGUUCGAUCUUUGUUUACACCAAACUUUAGCCCGGUCAUGUCUUUGCGACAACUAAUAUAAGCAGUGUUUGUGCUGCUGUGAUGCAGGGGGGCCUCGUGUAUAAACUCAAGGUUUGACUCCAGGUGCCAAGUCGAGACCCACCCAUCAUAAGACCAGGAAUAUGCGAAGUUGGUGGAACUGUUAGGUGGAGUUGUUUUUCACAUUUUAUGUCAAGUUCUGAAUUAGAAAUCACGCUGAUAGAAACGACACUGGUGUUGCAGUCUUGUUGCAUCAAUCCAGUCAGCCCUGGCUGCAGGUUUCUCUGAGCUCAUGAGUCACGAACAUGGACUACAGAGCGGACUUUCUUCUCCUCAUAAAUCUGACAAAGGAAAUCAACGUAAGAGGAUUUUCUGCAACGUCUUGAAUCACCUCUGCAACUUCCCAACACUGAAUGACAUCAGCAUGGCAGAGAUGUUCGUGGAAGAGGAUCAACAGAUGUCUGAUGAAACAGUGAAACAAAGAGAAGCUGGUGAGCAAACAACUCUGUUCUUAAAGGGUGGAAACAUACCAGAAACCAAUCAAGAAGAAGCGACAGAAGGCUAGCUCUGUAAAACCAGAAGAAGUCAUCAAAAGUGGCUCAAGAGUGCCGCACCCUUGAGUCUGUUCUAUCAGUUGUAUUUCUAUCCUUCACUAGUGCAAACACUGUAGGGUGUCCCGGCUCAGUCUGAAGCCGGUGAACCCGCUGUCUGUCUGCAGUCAUGCUUUGCUGAACUUAUUAUCAUCGGGACAAUAGACACCAGAAGUGAGCUGUGGUUUUAUCCAGAGAUGUUUCAGGUGGACUGAGUGAUUUCUAAGAUACUAAAGACAGAUUUUUCAAUCCAGCAUCCGAAGAAAACUCAUUUCAAGUUUUCAAGCGGUCUUCAAAAAGAUCAAACCCAUCACUGUUUACACUUUUACUUUUUAUGUUAACAGCAACUCUAAUGGCUUUAUGUGACCAAAACGUUACCCAGACGAUAAUCAUUACAGGCUAGUUUGCCAAUCGAGCAACUAACAAACAAUGAGAAGUUUUUUAAUUAUUAUUUACUUUCUUUAACAAGCCCAAAGUAUGUAAUUCUAACUUCUUUCCCCAAGACUGCCAAACUGAUCAAAUCUGCAGCAAAGACCUUAUUUUGCAUCUUUAAUCAUAAAAUAACACUACUAUCCACUGAGCUCGAUUUAACAUUUAACUCCACAUAAUUACAUCAUUUUCUACAGAAGAGGAUAGUUUAAGAAAAGAGUUGUACCUUUUUUUUCUUGAUUCUGACAUAGAGCUUAAAAUUUGGAAAGUGCCCCAAAUUCAUCAAAUUUAGCCGUAAGUCAGAAAAAAAAUCCCAUACUGGUUAAAAAUUCUGAGGAAAAAAAUCUGAUUCCUAUUACUGAAAUGAACUUCUGAUGACUUCCCUGAAUUUGCACUCAAGUCUUAAAAUUCAGAGGGGCAAACAGGUCAAAAUUUAGAGGACAAAAGCCCAAAUUUAUCAGGAUAAAGUCAAAAUUCUGGAAAAACUAGAAAACUUUCCGACUUGACUAAAUUUUAUAUAAUAUGGAAUCCACAGAGAAAAUCCCACAUUUUACCCACCUCUCAAAAAUCUGAAUUCUGUUUUUCUGUUUGUCAGAAUUGUAUAGGGGAAAAAAAAUCAAGGAUUUAGUCCCAUCAUUGGAAACCAACAGUCAGGAGGAGGAUCAGGGCCACUCCUACUUCUCUUACAUUUUCCUUUUUUAAGUUUUAGGUUUUUACUCUGUUUUUAAACACUGAACUUAAAGUUUAAAGCUGAAUUCUAACAAAAUACAGUGAGAAUUUUUCAAGGUAAAACUCACACCUCCACACCUUGCCAUAAUCCUCUCACCCUCAGGAAGAUAUGGGCCACUAAUUGCAUUUAUUUCCCAGAGGUCUAAAUUUUUUCCAGAUUUCUUUUUUUUUCUUCCCAGAACUCGCUGAUUAUUACCCAAAUGGUUUUUUUCCCCGAACCCUGAGGUCUGAAGUUAGGAUUCAUACAUUAAACACGGAUUAUAAAGUUAAACAUUAACAGAACUCUGUGGUUACACUCAGAAUUCAGAUUUCCCCUCAUGGUUAAAUGUAAAUUUAGAAACAAAAGUCUGAUGUGUGUAUCUUAUUAAACAGUCCGAGACAUCUCCUGGAAGUCACGUCUUGGCACACGGAAUUUUUCCUCUUGCAGCUGAGAAAUCCCCGUCCUGUCUCUCUCUCUGGAAGUGGUGCUAUUGUCCUUUUUUUUUUGUAUUUCUGUUGAUAGUUAUGCUUCAUUUUAUUCUUUGAAUGCUUUUAAAUGAGAUUUUAAGCUGACUUUAUACUGUACAGACUCAAUGCCAAUAAAAUCUUUUGCAAAAAGUCUUUUUAAUAAUAUAUUUUACUCACAUUGUUUCAUCUCGGCAAACUGCCACAGUGUUUUCUUACUCUGUAAAAACUUACUCUGGAGAUACGAAGCACAGUCAAGAGAGUGAUUGUGCUUCCACUGCUGAUAGUGAACUUAUAUGUUGCUGUUCAAACUUCAAGUCAAAUGUCUCAUCUUUAUCUGUCCAGCUCUUCUCUGUUUCUCCGCUCUUUGUUCUUACUUUUAAUCCUGACUUGUUAAUCCUGAAACAGACAUGUUUUACUGACCUUGAAUGUUUAGUUGCAUGUUGUGUCUGAACUUUUUCUUGUGUUUUAUUCAAACAUUUUUCACUCAUCCUCUUCUCUCCUGUAGGAAAACAAACAAAAAAUGUGAGCUUGGGUAUUAGUUUAUUUAUCUAAAGCAGUAAUGUGACUUUAUUUGACUUCUUAUUUUAACUUUUGCACGUACAGCGAAUACUAAUAAUAACACACUGACAGUUUCUUCACUCUCUCUCUCUUAAAUGCACGUAAGACUGUUAAUGAAUUACAUUUGUACAAGCACAGACUAAUUCAGUAUUUUUAAAUGUAUGUAAGUGUAAAUUCUGUAUAUCUAACUUUUUUUAAACAUAUAUUAUAAGGCGUGCCUAUCUUCUUUUUUACACUUGAACUGAUAAUAAAAGGCUUUUGAGUGGUA